AUGUACUCCAGUGCUGUUCGGCCAUUCACUCCCUACAACGGCAGUCCCCAUGCCCCAAGUCAGAAUGGUUACGGAUGGUCCGAGAACAACCGGGGUCUUGGGUCAACUUUCGAAUCUUCAGCCCGACAACCGAACGAAGUCGUCAGAAGCCCCACGGUCGCCUUCCGAAGCUCCGGGUGCGGAAAUGUGCAGUCCGCCAGUGCGAUGCGUACCGCCUACACUAACCGUCUGAGUACCACCAGCAUCUGGGAUCGUGCCCUUCCAAAGACGCCGACGAAACACGUUCGCUAUGAUCCCCGGCCACCGCCAAGGUACGAGGACAGAACUUGGAUGGAAGAGGUGGAUAAACUUGAGCAAAUUAACCAUUCGCCAAGUUCUUCAGAACAGAGCUCCCUUCGGCAGCUUGUGCGGUGCUCAGACACCUCACUUACCGACUACACUUCUCCUGCAUCCUCCGUUCACCUUAAAGAAGGCUGGCCCGAGGAUGUGCGCAAUGUCUCCCCGCAUAUACAACAGGACUCGCCUCAACAGUACCUCCAACAAGCAAGGUACUUGAGACCUCGGUGACUAGGCCUUUUUAUGUCCGGAGGAUAGUUGCAGGAUGACUAAUAGCAUAACCACUGGUUUCGUACAUUUUUAGGAAAAGAAGGGACAUACUGCAGUAUUCUUAUGUGGACUUUCGCUAUCUUUCAUAGCAUGAUAGUGAAUCUGGUGGUGUGGUUGAGAUGAACACUCAAAGUUUCUAAUGUUUCUCGACGUAGAUUACAGAGUGGAUACAAUGAUGGAAGAGGCCGUUAAGAUAAAUACUUCACUGAGAAGUUCUACAUAUUUUCUAUGCUAUAUCCUGCUAUUUUUUACCUUCGACUUAUUCCUGGCCAUUGCACUGUAAGCGUGUAAAGUUGUAAUCUCAGAAAUAUUUUAAUAUCAAAACCCUUCGUUACAAGUGACGAAAUUUCAUUUUCUACAAUAGUUCGAUUUAUAGGGUGUGAAGGGACAAGGCUAGCAUGUGCUAUUAACGUGAAUUCAGACUUUUUGCGACUGGACGGCAUCCCGAAUAUUGGCUGGCCACUUUCCUUGGAAUUUAGGUAUCAGUUUCUGCAAAUGUGAAGCGUUUGACAUUUAAUGUUGCGCGGACGUGGCCUUCACCGGACCGGUCUAAUUUCUGAAUUAAAUAAAGGUCGUUUUGUGCUGCGUCGGAUCUUCGACACAGAACAUUUGCAAGUGUUCGUUUACGUCAUCCCAAAUCUUAUUAACGUGGGGCCGGUGUGCGAUUGGUGAUGGGGCAAAUAAAACGCAGAAAGCUAUUCCGGUUUUGUUUGUCUGUGUCGGCCAAGCCUGCAGGGCUAAGCCUCGUUACGUAGGUUCAAAAACUUCAAAAAGCUGUACAAACUAGCUCCGCGUUGAAGUAGCCAACGAAUGUGGGCCAAAUAGACAAGAUACUAAAGAUUCGCACUGGUCAGGAUCCUAUGCGUUUAAAUGUUAUAUUACCCGUACUGUAGCACAGCCAAGACUUAUGCUGCAAACAUGCUUCUCAAGGAUCCUUCUUGAUUUAAAGCACCCAAAGUUGCGACUGACAUAUUUUGUCACCAAAAUGCAAUAACUGAUCUUCAGUAAUCAGAAUGAUCGACCAGGUUACGGGAUCUACCCAGUAACCUCUACAUCAGUAAUGGCUAUGCGACCGCAAUAGGACGAGCAUGCUCCGUGACCUGAUCGGUGAGCGCACCACUCAUAAUAAUUUUCAUUCUCGAUCAUAGCCGAGAAGACAACGGACCCGUUGUUAUAGCGCUAGAUUUGACGCUGAACGACCAAAGAUUCCGCGUAGGAGGGUGACGAAAUAGUUGACCGAAACAGUGAGCACACGAUCAGGGAAACGAUGACAACCUGCUGUUCGUCUCUGACAUUUGUCGAUCAGAGAUCCUGGAGAAACCUCUCUGGAGUCAUAGAGUUUAAAGCAGACGGCAAACGGACGUGCGGUGCAACAUAAGCGCCGACAGUGGGACCGCAGUGAGGGCCAGCGCAAAUGCUGGCGGUAAUUGCGCCGCGGCGACCGGCCGAUCCUAGACUACAGCUCCCGACCAGUAUUUCGUGCGGAAUCACAAAAGCUGUGGAAUACACUCUGACCGCUGGCAUAAGCAUCCGAAGUACUGUGAACGCUUUGUCACCCCAGCCUCCGACAAUGGGACUUGUUUAAUUCCUAACGGCUAGCGCAUCAACUGCACUGCCCAAGAUAUCCACGUCUCUAGUUGAUUUAUAUGUCAGGGUAAAUAGCAUAGAGGAGGGUGUCGAUGUCCGACAGUCACAGACAUACAUUUACAACGCUGAGGCUGUAAAAGCGAACAGUGAAUAAAUUGCUGGCUAAGCUGAAUUAGAAAGAUUGUCGGCAUUCAUCUUAAUCAGCAGUGACAUUUAAUAAAUUUAUACACAUGUCACUUCCACUCACUGUCUCUUAUGUUGUUUACUGGAGCUGACAUCUGCUGGGAUUUUGUCAGCCAUCUUUUAGGAAUCUAUCUUGAGCUUCUUAGUCAGUGCUUUUCCAAUAACCUCUUAAUUAAUUGAGGAUUUAGGACUUAUUCACGUCUCUUUGCUGAAUGAGUUACUGUAAACUGCCGCGAAAAUCGGGCCUACACAAGCAUAUAGAUUUGGCUUUGAAAACAAAAACGACAACUGGGAGGUUUGGCAAAAUCGCCAUAAAACGCUGUGCUUCAUUCCACCGACAUCCUCGAAAAUUAUUGUUCUUUUGUUCAUGCAAAUAAUCAUUCAUUCCAAUAAGCAAUCAGCAUCCUCCAUUCAUUGAAGGCUUUCGGUAUAAAUACUGGCCCGCAAAGCUUUUGAAUCAGUAAGUAUCCUUAUUCUAUAAGCUAGGACUUUGCUAGAGCUCUGUUUGCUAUUGCAAACAAAAAUACCAAUAAAACUGCCAUGUAAACCUAGGGGGCAAAUUUGGUCUCUGAAGUAAUUGAGGAAGUGAUUAAAAUUGAGUUGAUGACAGAUUUUUUUUCAACUUUAUUAGCGGUUAUCAGAAGAGAACGGACCGCUGCGACAACACAAAUUUCCGAAAGGCAAUACAGAGCAUGGUAAGUUGGCCUGAUUUUCACAAUACAGAUGCUUAUAAGGAGCAUAUACGCAUUGGAAAUUAGGUUAAAUCUUACUAGGGAAAUUCUCGCAGGUAAGUCAAAUAACCUUUUGCACAUUUUUGCCCGCAUCUCCCGGUCGUCCUUCAUGAAUAGUGAAAUUUCCCCAAAUUAUUCACUUCUGCUGAUAGCUAAAAGUUCAAGUCGAAUCUUUAACUGAGAGUCUUGACUUUCGUUUCCUCACAAUCGUUAUUACCUUUCCAUUGGCUGGUGUCUUGAGUUUUCCCAGUAAGAAUUUGGACGUAGAAUAUGCGCACAAAAAAGGCAAUACCCUUUUGAUUUUUUCUGGAAAGUAAGUUAACAUUGACCUGCCUUGGACGAUUGAAUUUUACGUAAAUACAGGGCUAAGUUGCAGUGUAACGAACUUUUAAUGUGUCAGUAAAUUCUUCCCUGUUGACCUGAAAUGAAUUUAGGGUGGACUGAGUGUUUUGAAGUUUUAGUUGAUAUCCUAUGAAUACAUUUGAACAGUAGCAUCUUGUCUGAUUUAACAGGCACCUAGGAAGACGUAUUAAUACCUUGGGGCGGAUUGUGAGUGAAAUAUUUUAUUGUAAGAUUCAGAUGAUACCAAAUGAAUGGGAAAGUCUACAUACCGACAGUUCGACAGCCGUGACCGACGAUAUCCACCGUAUGCUCCACAGCAGGGUGAGAGCAGGGACGGUAAAUUGCUCGGGAUUUCUGUCACGGUGAUAUUGUACUUGCGAUACGACUACCACACCCUCUCCUUUCUUAAAUGUCCCGGUGUCAAGACAGUCAAAAAUAACUGAAGCGGGAGAGGCCUGACAUGGCCAAAACCCGCAUCAAGGCGUACCACCACACCCGCUGGUCCGUAUGGACACAAUAUAACGGUCAUCUACUUUCUGCGGAAUCGCAUUUUCUUCGCUUCAUAGCUGUCUCAUAGAGGGGUAAUCGCCAAUUAUUAGUUUAAAUAAUGCCGUUUUAUUAGAGAGACCAUCAGUGAUAAAUUGUAAAUGAAGUUGUGACCUUUUUAACGGGUACUAUAUCUUAUGAAGGUAGCUAAAACAACACGUCUUCAGAUGUCGGCUCCACUAAAUGCAAGGGCUUACAAGGGACUUCUUUAAGCUAGCAAGUACUAAGGUUUGUGACAGAGAUAGUGUUCGAUUACUCUGUGGUACUUCACACUGAGGUUGAAUGUAGUAAUAAUCGGCAAAAGGGCUUUCGGAUGUAUGGCUUGACCGAAGCCUUGACCGGUGAAACUCUUUCUGAGAGGUUAAGAUAAAUGCCAUACAGGAACCACGUUUGACAUGUGCCUUCUUUGUGGACAUAAAGCUGCUCGCACUGCGCUCUCUGGAUGUGCCCUAAGAAGUUGUCCUUUCUAAAUAUAAUUGUUGGCACAUCGGCGUUCCGAUACUUCUUGUGUUUUAGUGGAUUUAUCGACGAUGCACAAGUUCCUUUUUAUUAUUCGCUAAACAAAAAAUGGCAUGCGUUUUUUCUAAUAAUUUAUCGAGAAUACUCGGGCUACAACCAAUUGGUUGGCGUAGUUCAGGAGUACAAAUCAUGAUUAUACAACUUAACUCCUCAAACGGGCUGAGUUGCUUUUACGGCGGACCAAUACGGGGUCAUAUCGGUUCGUGACAUGCUUUUGUCGGACCGUGCUGUGUCUGAGUGAACCUUUCACUUCGUCGCACAUCUGACGCACAUUAUGUGAGCGUCAAAGUUCCGUAUCAGACGACUGACUUGCUCGAACGGGGGACUGGCGCCUGGGACAGCGAGGAGUGAGAAUAACUCCGGCGACUCCGUUCUCACGGCACACAACGCAGUUUACUCACCAUAAACAAUCUGAGGUAAAUGCCGCGGCUUGGGAGGCUGCCAACUGACGGGAUAACUCGUUCAUCUCAGGAAGGAGAGUCGGACUGCAUUGGCUCUUUAAUGUGACCCCCCCCCCGACACUUCCACUCGGUUGGGAUCUGAGUCAGCUUGCUCUUUCGAUGAAAACCCGGUCCAUCGUUCGCGAAUCAAGAGUGUAUGGCACCCGUAGACGGGAUGGUGAGCGUUGUCAGCCACUGCACCCGAUUCCGCUGCCGUUCUUCCUGACCAUGCCUUAAGACUGCGCUAUAUGUUAUUAUUGGUGAGUAGAAGUGGAAAGAGAAUGAAGGUCCAUCCUGCGAAACGCUUUCUCAUGGCAAGGCACCCCAAUGUUCCGAACGAUAAACCUGGCAUGUCUAAAUCUACCAUGCGCGCUAGGUGCCUCGACCUGGAGAGCUUUUAGUUGAUGAGAUAACUCCGUCCCACUCAGGGCUGAGAAUCGUCUACAGUGGCAGUUUCUAAUUGUUGCCUUCAUGGCGCUCUCACUUACGAUGCACCUGAGACCCCCUUCAGGUUUAGGAGAUAGGUGUAUGUUCAGAGAUAGGGUUGUGCGCGUGGUACAGAUGGACGCAUCAUUUAACUUUUUCACCCACUACAAUCACGCCUUCUUUCCAUCGUUCUGGCUUUGCUUUACCAUCGGAAGGCGGUGGAUGUGGUAGGGGAGUGGUGGGGUCAUCGCAAGCCGGCGUCACUAUGAACAUAUUCACACGUUAGUCACGACUUUGCCCACUUCUUCGGGUAUUAACGGACCUAGUCGCCUGUGACGCUGUAACUGUCGGUUUUUUUGCCAAUGUUUUUCCUUUGUUUUAGGUAGUCCGUCGUCGGACUAAUUUGUUUAAACAGUGACAGGCAACGCGUGAAUGCUACUUCUCUUUUAGUCGGUGUACUGUAAAAUGGGCCACUUGUUAUUUCCAAGUCGGUGCGUUUAAGGGGUAGGAAAUCUGUCAGUUAGAAUUUCCAGGUGAAGGCCAAUUUGGUUCGGUAAAGAAAGGCACCGCAACUUUAUUCCUCUAUCUCAACCAACAAAGGCUUGCCGACAUGAACAUCAGAGUCUGCGGAUAUUGUUUUAUGUCAGAUAAGGACCUCAGUCAGGCACACGUUCGGGCGUUGAACCUGUGUUCACCUGGCAUUUUCUUCAUAAGGGUUUCAACAGAGAAAAAGGACAGAUUUUAAAAUAAGGGAAAAAUUUUGUGAAAACGUGCACACAUCGCCCACCCUUCUCACGUUUUCACGCGCAAGUCGUUGCUGCUGUUGACGUCGUCUCUUUUAGAUCUAGGUAAAUGAAUGGCAGACAAGGGGCAGGAUAAUGAUGAGAUGUUAGAUCGUAAACGAGUUUCUCUGACUUUUUUUAACUGUAUGACUACUGGGCACCCGAUGAGUCAUCGGAAAACUCAUUGGACUAGCGAAAUGCAGCUGGAUGAUCGCUCUAACUUAUCCUUCUCUGGGCGUACAGGAUCACUCUCUCGAAUGUCCUCGCAUGGGCACGAAGUUUGCCAGUUGAUAUUGACGGCCAAAAUCAGGGAAGCAAACCAAGCAACGUGCACAUUACUACGGUCGCCUGACCUUGCACAUGAGCACGAAAGACUGAUGAACUCAAAGAAGACAUUUUUCUUGAACUCCCAACAAACAGAACCCCUCUUAAGUAGAUAUCUCGACUUGCUCACAAUCUGCGGGAAUCAGGAAGGGCAAGAGAAUGAAAGACUGCAAAAGUUGCUCGUUGUCUGGUCGUUUCUCACUACGCUCACCUGUAAGUAGGUCUCGGUCACAUUUUUCAGGGGGGGGGGUAUUUAGAGUGACGAUCGCUAUUAUCAGACGUCUGGCUCUCGCUGAUCUCGUUCGCAAUGUUAGAAACCACGACACUAAUCUGUCUGCAUUAUUUAAGAAAAGUAUACCAGAUAAAACCUUGCCUUCAUUACUAAAGUACAUCCCACCAGGCAUAUCCCACAGUGACAACCUCGAGCACAUAACUUAUACAGACAAGCGUUCUUAAAUGAUCCUGUAUGAUGUUAAUUUAUCUAUCAGAAACACCAGGUACGCGAGCAGUCUACCAGCGUGUUAACUUUUUGCUUCUGGAAUUAAGUUUCGUUCACAUGAAACUGUGAACAAGUAAUCAGUCAUGAGGGCUUUUUAGUGAAAUAAAAGCAACUAAAUUCGACGCAUUUAAUAGGAAGAUACUUAUUCCGGAAGCUCUGCAUUUACAUUUUUCCAAACCUUUUCACCCAUACAAAUAUUUUAGUUGGCGUUUAGAAACAAAACCGUUAUUCUGCCUGACCUUUAUUGUGUGUAUGAAAUGAAAACCAUGGUCAUAACAGUAAGUGUCACUGUCCUUUUGAGAUUCAUUCUUGUCCGUUGCUGAGAAUUGCAGUAGUCUGUUGAGCAGCAAGAGUCGCUAUCAGAUGAGCAGAGCGGGUUAUCAUAACCCACGCACGAACGGGUGACGGUAUCCGCGUCCACUUUUUGAACCUACCAGGGAAAAGAUGUUGGCGGACGUAAUCGCUAAAUUUGCCUUAAUAAAGAUGCACAAUCCAACAUGGCCUGGUAUUUCUUGUCCUCCUCCUGAGGGGACAAAAAUGCAUAUGAAGUAUUCAAAAUUUGCCAAAAUAUCUAUGAAUUACGUGAGCCUAGUAGUCAUCUAGUGGAUUCUAGGUGAAUUACUUAGGAAAUCCUGUAUCAGAUGUGGUGGAUUCCAGACGUUGCAGUAGGUUCGGUGGGUAACUUGACUCAAAUGUGAUUAAACUCGCUUCGUCCGGCGGGGUCUCGUAGCUCAAGUGGUUAGAGCGUUGGCUGUAUUAAAGCUUUCCCUUUACUGCGUGGCUUCGAAUCCCACCGAUGCGGCGAGUUUUUCACAGUUGGGUCAAUAUGAAAAAUGCAUCGCUCUAGAAAUGUGUCCCUACAACGGACCACACGAUAGAUGUGCAACACCAAAACGCAGGCCUUAGUGAGGAUGUGCCCCCUAAACGAGUGUCAUGCAAAGGAUAUGGUGGAGCGCCAAGGUGCGGAUUUAUGUCACGCCAGCCACCUGCGUCCACUCCCGCUCCCGGUCUCCUUGACCAUGUUAUGACACUGAUUUGGUAGAUGCAGAGCAUGUCUAACAUCACUAUAAACUAAUUUACGCGUAAGGUACCGUUCCUGGCCCCAUCCAACUGUAGGGUAGCCAAUGAACAUCGUCGGAAUCGGCUAUGAAAUAACACCGCGCCACAAAAGAAUGAAAUUCCAUAUUAAGAAUGGCCUUUUGCUUUUCUUAUAGUCAGCAAUUAAGUAUGCUCCCGUAAUACCCUGUUUGUGAGGCAUAUUGUCUGUUUGUCGGUUACGUGACCUUUCUUAGGACCUCUUAUACAUGCUAUAUUUUGGUACUUCCUCAAGGUACGUUGAAGUCGGGAUUUAAAUGCAUUGACGUUCAUCAAAAUAGGGGGAUCUCAACUUCGUCGAACAGUUAAAACCCUAAGAGAUUUUCAAAAGGUUGAAAAACUAAUAACCCAGAAUACAGCUUUAUAUGUUACCGAUGGUUUUUCAUAUUGCUGGUUGUCUUCAUUAAUUUUCUAAUGAUUGUUUUCCAUAGGAUAUGUGUUUUUAUAGGCUAAUAAUACAGCCUUGAAUUAUCGUGGUUUUAAAACAAAAUCCAUGGAGUAGAUUAUGUUUAAAAUAUUAUCGCACCGAAAUAUUUACUGGGCUACGUGCGUCAAUUUGGGGAAAAUUCUAACAGCAUAGCUAUCAGAAAUCUCGAUAAGUCAUCUAGAAACACUGAAAUAAAGAGCUCGUUUUCGGUCGCAGUAUUUUUUUAAAAGUCAGUGACUUUUUGAUUGUGCGCCAUUAGAGACGCGAAAGAAGAAAAUAAAACAUCCAUGCAGAGUGACCUACCAUACAGUGCGUGCAGACUGCUGGUGAUUCCCGUCCAAGAUUAGUAUGUGGACACUUGUCACAGAUGUAGCAUAUUAUGCCCACUUCAAUUGAGUCCGUAUAAUCGUAUCCAGAAUCACCAUGGCCCUUGGUCCAAAUGGCGAACUCAUUCGAAUCUUCACAGCGUUCGUUGUCCGUUUGCGCGUCCAGCUUUUGUAGCAAUUUCAGAAAAUCCUCGAAUUCAUCGCCAUUACUCAGGCGUACUACGUGCGCAAGUACGCCGAUUAAGAUGACUAGGUUCAUAUUGUUGGAGUUGUCUGUCUAUUAAGGGAAUUCGCCAUGCAAGCACGCAGUUUAGCCUAGACCGGUCGAUAAGGCGUGGAAGUGUGUUAUUUAAAGCCGGCUAGUGCUUCACAGGGUGGUCCGUGAUUCUCUCUGACCACAAAGGCUUCCCGGGGUAGCCAAUAAAGUAGCAAAAAUAGUAUGGAAGAAAACUUGACUUUUACGUAAUUUUGACUAUUCUCCGGAGUGGACAGAAGAACUAGGGGAAACGUUGCAUGUAAUGAUAAAAAGGUAGUGUUCUGAGCCCAAAAACUCUAGAUUAGCAAACUGAACAUCGAGGACAGGACAAAGGGCCUGCCGGAAUUCUUGGAACUCAAUGAUCAAAGAGACCGGGUUCGCAUUCUAGGUCCUGCAUACUUGAGACUUGGUAAAGUUGACUGCCAACGGUUGACAUGUCAAAAAUUGCCGUUCCCGUCUGACUUGUUCUUGUCAGUACCCCUUCCAAUAAGAAUUUUGGAUAAUUAAGCAAGACGAAAUUACGUCUUCUAAGUUAAUGCAGUUACUAUACAAAAAUGAAAUUACCAAACUGAAACCUUUAAAUACAAGAUAAAAUGCCCCUACUUUUACGGUCUGUGUACUAGCGUGUGAUUUAGACGGCGGUUCUAGAAAAUUACACAUGAAUUGACACAGGUAAACUCCCUCAUAAACAUUAUUCUUUAUUUCCCUCCGAAUUUUCUCGUGGCAAAACACUAAGCCUAGGAAACUCCGUUAUUAAUACAUUUUACACUUCGGGUAUGCCUAUUAUGUGCCAAGUUCCCUGCCACCUUCUGAUUCCUUUCUUUCACCUCCUGAUUUCAUGGAAUUCACUUCGGACUGCGCGACCGGCACAUGUUCUAUUUUGUGAGGGUAGCUACUUCUGGCCGGCUGUGAUCUGGUGUGUCAGUAGCGGUCUUCUUUUUCAAUGACUGCACAGUCUUUCGAUGGAAAUACGGCUGUAGAGGGGCCUACAGAAAGUGGGGGCGCAAACAUGAUGGAUGAGAUGCAUCCAGACGAGGGAUAUCUGGGUGCUUUGGCAGUGGCUUACGUACGUACAGACAUCUGAUUUUUGCUUGGCCUCAUGCACUCCCAGCUCAGUUUUCAGACCUAUCACAUAUUAAUUGCAAACGCUUUGACGAAGUUGGCUGAAGACUCCCUACCAUCGGUUGGUUUAGUGAUCUAUUUAACCUGAAACCCCUCUCUCUUAGGCCUCUCCCCCUGUCUCGGCCCUUAAAAGAGGCCACUCGGCGGAUGUGUUGGACCAGCACAGAGACUAGAUCGCGGUCUGGCAGGCGUUGGUGCGAAUGCGCACCCAUAAGAAAUCCAAGUGGUGGCAGGUCUGGCGGCAGGCCCAGGUGCAGGCUCACGCCACGCUAGUUGGGAUUCAAGUCGCCUCCUCUUUUUUAUUGUUUGUGCAAAAUCUCGGUCAGUUGCAAGCUGUGGACCAGAUGUUGUGAUGGUACGCCUAGGUGCGAGUUUAUGCCGUUCCUGUCACCUGCACGCUCUCCCGCCUCCGGUCUUACUAAGCAUGUCAAGACAACGGGUCCGGGUGUGGGAGCAAAAGAGAGUGCAAUGGAUGCUGCGCAAGUCUAUCACCACUAAGAAAAGAAUCUACGUCCAAGUCACUUUGUCCGCUCUCACCCAGGUGUGAAGCACACGCUUGACAUCAUCGGUCUCAACGGUCGAACUAUCGUUGCGUGGCCUAUAAACGGGGACGAAUUCUUUCUUUAAAGAUGAAAAACUCGUUUAUGCAGUUUUUCACAAGGCGCCUUUACGUGUUCGCUUCUUUAACAGAUUCCAAUUAAGCAAUCAACAAAAAUGAGGCAAAGUACAUUUAGAUUGCCUCCGCUCGUGAAACUCAACAAGGGGUCAGCUUGGUCUCAAAUCGUUUUUUUAAAGUAUUUCAUACUUUAUUGCAGAUAUCAUAAAGAAGAUAGUGAUGCCAGUAAACUAUUGGUUAAAUAUAUAAAAUAAGAAAAGCGCGGAAGUCUGUGUCUUCGACGCACACGAUUUCUUCGAAAUCAGUUUUGCAGAUGCUACGCAGCCGAUGUUCAGAAAUGACUCAAUCUGGUUCGUUUAGUAUUCAUUUGAAGGGCGGUUUCGACCUUGGGGACAGUCUAUAGCAGUGGCAUUGGUCUUUGUCUAUCAGUCUGACGCUGAGGGACUUCUGUAGGCAGUUGAAAGUCGUCGCUUCUGUUAGCCGACGCACAGCCUUACUGCAAUGUACUGAGGAUUCAUUUUGAGUUUAGGCUGUGAGUAGCCAGGAAAGGUACAAGAGCUCCCGUAAAACGCACCUUUGUUGUUUGCGUGGCACAGCGCGCAACCUUUGCUGCAUUCGCCCGCAUGAUUACUGAGACAGUUGAAGCAUGGACUGUGGUGAAUUGGACAAAUUUGCAUACCUGACCCUAGUCUGGCAUGGACACAGGUCUUAACUACAUGUUACAGCGGCCUGUUGGUAGAUAACGCAGAUGUAAAGCAGCGGACUUUGCGAUUUUGGAGCCAGGUGCACCUAAACUGUCUUUCCGUAAUGGUCACUUUUGGAGAGCGAACAAACAUCUUGGGGCGAAGGCACACGACUAACUGUUAUUCGGGAAUCGAUCGUGAAGGAGCGCUGUGGUCAUUCGGUUUUUUUAAGUGCGACGGAGUCACAAGACGGUUUGUCUAGCGAUUCCUUGCAGCAAAAACUGAGGAUCUCGGCUGUGCUCUUUGUCUUUCGGCCUACUAGGACUUCUAAUUCACUGCUUGAUUUUCUGCUAACGUGAGCAUCAAAAAACUGAAGUUCCCUAACCCUUUUUAUCUACUGAGCGUUUGAUUUGGAAAAGACAAGACCUAGUAACUUAUGAAAACGUUUUUGUACAAUUUUUCGAAAGCUUUUGAGUAUCCCAUCAACAACCCGGUGUAGGAAAAACUUUUAGUUGCCCUAGAUUUCCGAUUUCUCGUCACCUGACGCGCGAGGUCCACAAUCUGUCAGAAGAUUUGAGAAUCCGUGAGAGUUCCCACCAUCAAUGCGUAGGCCUUACCAAAAACAGAUAAAUCGUCAAGCGCUGCGUAAUAAACUUUUUUAUUCCCCACAGAAGUAUUCUUUUCCCCUCUGAAAGUCGGAUCUAGAGCUCUUAUGAACAAGGUUACAUGGAUAGCAACAAAUAAGCCCCUAAUAUCUACAUGUUGGUCAUGAUUUUUGGAUGGAAAACACGAAGCUGAAUUAAUAAGCCAAUCAGCAACCUAACCAUCUAACCAAACUACAGACGGACCUCCAUCUUAAUUCAGUUAUCAGCCAGGUUAAGACGCUUGGUUCCUGUAUCAUCGGAGGCCUGUGAAGUACUACUAGCGAAGUGUCAGUGAGUUUCAUUGAUAGUCGCUCAGUUUCAGAAAAGAAGUUUUAGCCUUUGGCUUAAUUUAACACUUUGGUCAUUCAUUUAACCCAGUUGCGAAAAAUUCGGUGACCUCAGUGGGAUUCUAAGCGCCGACGGCAGAGGCAUAACUGUUGUUUUUCCCGUCUCUCUAACACUGAACUGAAGAAAAAUUUCGAACGUCAUAGUCUACCUGUUAUCUUUAAAAAAGUUUCUCUUUAAUUUUGAGCUUUCACAUCCUCAAGUGCUUUCCCAAACAAGAUACCUGCCUGCUGACCGGGUGAUCUGAAAGAACAAGCUGUUGUUUGCUAAUAUAUUGAUGGCAGACCUUAAACAGAACAUGCGAUUGUAAUGCGCAUUUACACUUUUCCAGACGAUGUGUAGGCAAGAACACUUGCCACGGGUCACCCGUUUUGCGCGUAUGUAAUUAUAUUAAGCAUCUUGACUGGAUUAAUAGCAUAGAUAGCAACUCAAUGUGACACGGAAAGAGUAUCCAGACCACACAAUUUUCACUAGUUGAUAACCUCAAGGUGACCUUAGGCACAUGCUAUUUACUGCAGCUAAACAACUCAGACUAACCGAACGUGUGCGAGAUGUUUAGGUUUACAGACGAAGACGAAUAUUUUCAGCCUUUUUUGAAGUUAACAGCGACUGCCCGUAGCUCCCAGAUUCUGUCCGCUCGUAAUACUUUGCAAGCUCGACCGUCAUGAACAAAGCUGCUCAUUGUUUGCCCCACAGCAUGGAUGGCACAGGACUCUGGUUGGCGCCCGACUUAGUUUAUAGUGAUAGCAGACUUUCGCUGUGCCUACUGCACUUCCUCGUCCCUAAUCUGCCUGCGUCCAAUGGCAAGAUGGAGUCUGAAUGACUGGAGAGGGGCCCAGAGGCAGUUGCCGACAAAGCUGAAUAGCCCGUUUACGGUUGCACACACGACCUAAGCCGGCAUUUCAUAGAAUAGAGGGACGGUUAGGUUCGCCGCUGAGUGAGGAUGCCAUAACGACCACACUCAGAAGGAAGAAUUGCAGCCUAACUCUCAGCCUGCCAGCCAGCCACUGCGCACAAAAAAUGAUGUAUAAGGUCUUUGGCGACACAUAUGCGACCCCCACUUAUCUGUCUUUAUUGUGGGACAAAGUACGGCCAACUAUGUAUUGCCUGGGAGUUUUGAUAUAAAAUCCGUGCUGACGAUCGACGAGUGGUACGGAGGGAGACAAGGAAGAUUGACAUGGUGGUAUCUGAAUAAUUCGUUCUCGCCAACCAAUAAUCAACGGCAAUACUGAUGAUACUAGUUUCAGUUAACAGACACUAACGGAAUAAAUAUAGAACUUGGAUUGAGCAGUGGAAAGGUCGUGGCAUAAGAGUAAAGGUUUAAAAAAAUGAGCUCACCGGAACGAGUUUAUUUAGGUACGAGCGUAUGAAGGGCUUGGCCGGCUCUCCGUUGUUAUAGCGUAACGUGCAUUUAAUCGACCAGAAAUUUCAAGUGCCAUGUCGGAAAUCAUCAAUUCGGAUCUCUCAACGUUCUCAGACUGAGUAUAGAUAUAGCCGGAUUUUGGAUGGCAAGAGUGCUCUUGAGCAUCGAGAUUAUCCGGAAGCGAAAAUCCGCAAUACAGAAAUGACGACAGCCCAGAACAAGGUUGUGCAACAUGCUCUGAAUGUAUAGAGUGAGUGAUAGCUCCUUUCAACAAAGAAUACUUUUGCAGUAUUGCACGCUUCUGGGCAACUUGUUGCAUAUACGUCAAGUCCAGUCCGGAAAGACCUGGGGCUUUUGAGCAGAAACCUAGAGCAAAAUGGGGUCAUCCGCAUAUGGUCCUUAACAACGGGCAGAUCGUGGAGGCCCAUUUUUAUACGCCUUUUAGUAUUCCUGACCAGAUUCCCCAGAACUCGAACCCCAGGCUGAAUGGCAGAGUGUUUGGCAUAAUGCCCAGUGACUAGUGAUUUCGACCUAGAGUCUGGAAUCUUGACGGCCUUACAGUGGAGUAUGGAAGGCAGAUGACAGCAAACACCACUGACAACUUUUCGUAAAUCUGCAUAGCUGUAUUCUGUCCGCGAAAUAGUCAUCUCAAUGGAGUUAGACUUUCGCUCCUACUUAACAGAAUUCCUCCGGACAUUAUUUUCUUAUCAAGACAGGUGGCUGAAUGACUUCAGAAAUUUUGCGGCAAGCAAAAUUGUCCCCUCCCUUUGAUAGCGCAGCCGUUUCGAUAGCGAUUGCUUUGUGACACAGAAAGCUAAGUAAUUUUAUCACGCCAGCCACAAAUAGCGCACGAUUCGUGGCUUAAAUCCUUUUUAUGGCAACUUAACUCGGAUUUUGUCCGCUGACGGAGGCACUUUGAUCUGCGUGAGCCAGUUAUUUUACAGACCUUUUAAAUUUUGACCCAUGCUGAAACAUUACCAGUCGAUUAAAAACAGUCGACUGGAGAUGUGCAACAAGGUUGUCUUGCCCAAAGAGCAGUCAUUAGGUGCGAGGUUGUCAUCUUGAGGAAUUUACCCCAGAUAAACUUCUUUGGCCUGGGACGCAUUGUCAGGUUAUUUCAUAUGCAGUAGCAUAAUGGCAUUGGGAUGGGUGUCUUUUCAGCCACCUGAAUAACGUAUAUUAGUCAAAACAGCAUUAGUUUUGUCUUAAUUUUUAGGUAACUCUUGAUGCUACAAACCUUAGACUUGUCACUUGGAGGAGACGCCAAACAGGCCGAUUCUUCGCUUACUACACAGAUAAUUAAAAAGCCCAUGUUUCCAGGCAGCUGUUUUUAUGUCAGGCAAGUUUUAUGCUAUUAGGAUUUCUGCGGCUAUGCAGGAUUAUUUGCGUGGUUCAUAGUAAUUAAGACGUUCUACGUCGCAUACCAAGAAUACUAUUUGAAUCGUCCCUUGAGCGAUGUUUACUGAGCAACCUUAGGCUUCUUCAUUUUAUUAUACGGAUGAUUGUAGCUCGAAAAAAUCACGUGACAUAUUGAUAUCAAACUUGAAGAGAGGGCGAAAGCACUGAUGUUUAGACUGCAAGGGAUAUAAUGUGGUUUAUAAACUGAAAUGCACACCGUUCCUGAAUAAGAGGUCGUAUGUAAUUGCAACGCAGGCUGCACUGCGGCAAGCCCGCUUAAAUAAACAAAUUAUGGUUCACAGGCUUCAUCCAUUUAUGUCGAGUUACAGGCAAGCAUAAAACCAUGCAGAUUUUAAAUUUCCAUCCAAAAAAUUCGUUCGGUUAUUAUCGAGCGUUCAAGUUUAGCAUAAAGUGUUCCUUUAUUAAGGAAAAGCCGUCAUAUUUUGCGAUAAUGGUGACAAACCCUGUUUAUUUGCGUUGAAUACCUCUAAGUUACCGAAGGUGCUGCUUAUUAAGCCCAUAUUUACGAAUGGCUAUAUACAUUUUUGACGAAAAAGCCACACGUGAAGCCUCAGAAACGCUGCCAGGCGUAUGCAGGCCUCCAUAUUUGGAGGCCCACACAGGUUUUCUUUCUAGCCGGACAAAGUAUCCCGUCAAAUUCGGUGCUGCUGUUUGUACCAAUAUGCCCUUUCAUUUUACAUCCGGACCCUUAUCAGAUUCUGCCAGAGGUCCAUGUCCCUACACACAUUUUCGCGUUAGCCUUAGCACUUACCCUUAAUUGGCACCCCUUUAUUCAUGGACCAGUGAAAAUUCGAAUAAUAUGUAAUAGAACCUUUCACGAAUGCAUACAGCGGACCAUUUUCAGGAAAGAACGACACGUGUUUAAUAAAGACAGGUGUAUACGUUGACUUAGUUGUUGACUGCUGAUGCGUCAAUGGACGGCGGAGGAUGGAACGGUUGUUGACAAAAACCAGCUUUAAAAAGGGCCUGCUAUUACGUCAAGUGAAUAAACAGUCACUGACCGGCCCUGGGCUGAGAAGUUGGGAUCUGAUGCAUCGACUGGUACAUAGAAUGCCGCAAAGACCGAGGACUACGCCAUUUUACAUAUUCCCUUGCAGCCUCAGUCUAGCACUCAGGACCCAGAAAACCAAGGAACUAGAGAAGACAGACUUAAAUAAACAAUCUGGGCAGCUGCUGCCUUACAGAGACUCAUCAAGGCAAUUCAUAAAAACUGUGACGAUCUGGAUCAAGCUUAAUAAAUUCAUGUCAAGCAGAAUAUUUUACGAAUUUGUCGUAGGACUUAACUGUGCUCUAGUUAAGUCAAAAUGCAACUAUUAACCGCGUAAUUUUGGCCUCAUUUCUCCUGCCAGGCUUUUGAUUGACCGAAAAGGCUUUUCGAGUGGGGGUCUACAUGCGUACCUCUACUCAGCAAACUGAUGCUAUACAUUGUAAAUGAAAUGCAACUUUGUGGAAUCUGCCCAGUAAGGCCUGACCAGUUGGACCCAAAAGACGUAUUUAUAAUUCAUGCGCGAAGCAGAACCAAACAAGGUAAUAUGAUUGAGGAUGUGGAUAUAGUUCUUAUUAAUUCAACAGGAGGCCAGUAGUGGUACGACGCAUUCUACUUAUACAAAUUUUACCAUGUAUAAACAGACUCCUUUCCAGGACAUUUCAGGCUACUUUAUGCUGUCCACUGAGAUACGCUAAUUAAAACGGAAAUUUUAUACGGAGCAAGACAAUGACCUGUGGCGCUCACCACAGUGUAUCAUUACGGCCGUAACAGUGCGAACGACAAGAACAGUGCGGACAGUGCAAACUCCAGAUGUGAGUUAAAGUCUGGCAUUAUUUUUGCUUAAAGGGUGGAGAAAGACUGAGAUGUCGAGUUUUGGAUUCCUUGAAAGCACAUUUUAGGCGAAAACUUCACUGGAAAUACUAUCACACUGCCAUGUCAAAAAGAGUUUCGUGCUCCAAAUCGUCAAUGCUUAUAACUGUGUACCGAGUCCCCAUGCGUCCGGCAAACCCGGGUCCACUGUGUGUGAACCGGGCCUGUGUGACACGCGAGAAGACGGGCUGUCAGCCACUGCGCCUAAUUCCGCCUCUGUUCGGCUUGACUCCGUUUCAACUGUGGGAUCAGGUGGGCGUGGGAGGAGGAGAAGAUGCGGCCGAUGUUCAGCUAGUCUACUAUCACUAUAAACCACUUCACGCACAAGUUACCGUUCCUGUGCCCGCCAUACUGCGGGGCCCACGAUGGAACUGGUCGUUCGCGACAGUCGAAUUGCCAUAAAAAGUGAAGGUACCGAGUGAACUAAUUCAUUGUUUUGUUGUGUGUUAAGCCUGUUAGCCUGGUCGCAGUCUAAAACUAUGUUAAACCAAGUGACGAAUCUAUAAAACAAAGUCUACAUAAAAGGCCUCUUGUUAACUUGGUAUUUUUUCACUUUCAGUUUAUUUGAGGGAAACAUAGGUGUUGAACGUUUGAACUCCCUGUUUGUUACAAGGAAGCGAAUUAUAUCAAAAAUUUGAAAAUGGGAACGUCAAACAGCUACAGAAGUUUUUUAGAUUGGUAAAGUUUUUGAAACCAGACAGAUAAACGAAUUUUUCCAAGUGUUAGAAACGUCAAAAUUACUAAAUGUGCUGUACAGUAGUCAGCCUACAGAUAAUUGUUACGAUCUCAGUUUCUGAGGGGGCGAAUUGAAUGCCAACACUCACAUUCAAUGACUUGGGAGAAAAAAAACAAAGGUUACUGAAAUACAGGCAGUAAUAUAAUAACAUUAAUAUAUUGUUCGAACGAAACGAUAAGACGAUAUCGAUCAGAUGACAUUAUGAUGUUUUGUGGUACACUGGUCCAACUUACGCUAAAAGGCCUCGACGGAGAUGGACAUUACGACAUCCGCAAGCAGAGCAUUCCAAGCCCCGAUGACCUCGGAGGUUCGUUGUGGUUGCUAACUCAAAGAAAUCAGCAGGUUAGAGACAGCAGUCCUGGCCGCGCAUUAUACGAAAUGUUUGUAUACGGUCGCCUCUUCGCUGUCUGCACCUUAAUGGAAAAAGGCCGAGAUUGGAUAGUCGUUUUUCUUAGCGUAAUGAACCCUGGCUACUAACGAGUUUGGUUGCUCGCAUUUGAACUUUCUCAAGGAUGCUGAGAUCCUUAGAGGUCCAGGAUUUCCACGCUUGAAUAUCGAGCUCCAAAUGUGUCCGCACAAAUUUCCGAAAGACUUUAACGAAGCAGUCCUCAUCGAAGGUAGAGAAAGCUCUCUUGACAAGACAAAGGACUGCCAUCGCGGAGCGGUGGAGGAACGGUUUUAGAGAAGCCGUUACCCAUACACCCAGGUCGUUCUGGGCGUCUACCUCCUGCAAUGGUAUGUCAUUUAGGUGGAAAACCCUCCAGCUCGGAGAUCGGGUCCCACUGACUCGCAAAAUAUUGCACUUAGUCACAGUUAGCGGCUAAAGUCGGUCCUGUGACCAUUUCUCAUGUCUGCCUGCAAGCGCCCUUUGUAAAGUUCAGUUCGGACGACGCUCCAAAGUUUAACAUCAUCAGCGAACAUGGCGGCAUCACAAUUCACUGACGCAGUCGUUGACGUAUAUAAUUAAUAGGGUAAGGCCAAGAACGGAGACUUAAGGAACAUCGCCUUCAACCGUUACCUCCGCCGACUGCCUGUCACCGACGUAGACAAUUUGAGAGCGACGGAUCAAGAAGUUUUGGAUCCACCUCAGGAGAUUACUCCUAAUGCCUGUUCGGCUUAAUUUGUACAGCAGACAAUAAUGUGGUACACUUUCUCAAAAUCAACGUAGACUGCGUUCUCUGCAUUGCCCUGGUCCAACGAUAUAAACAAUAAAGUAGGUUUGUCACGCAUGAUCUGCCCCUACGAAAUCCGUGCUGGGCAUCGCAUAACAGUAUACUCUUCUAGGAGGUGCAGUUUUCUUGCUUAAUUAUUUUUUCCAUAAUUUUGCAGCAAAUUAAAGUAAGGCUGAUUGGUCUGUAGCUGUUUGCUAAGACCUUGCUUCCGCCUUUAUAAACUGGCGUGAUCCGUGCAGGUUUCCAAUCGGCGGGCAAAUAGCCUGCUUCGAUCGAAGCUUGGAAGGGCAUGGACAGCGAUUUAGAUAGUUCUCCAGCGAGCUCCUUCAACAAUUUGGGCGGUAUGUCAUCCGGCCCAGGUAAUUUAGACUCAUUCAGCGUCAACAGUUCUUUGCGAACAAUAGCUUCGACGAAAGAGCCAAACCCAAUCGUUGGCCCGCCCAGUAUGUCGCAAUCGGGAGGACGAAAUGCGCUUUCCUUCAUAAUGAUGGACUUAAAAAAUUGCGAAAGGGGCUCUGCCUUUUCACCGUCUUCACUGAGUUCAAGGUCGUCACUAGCUUUCAAUAAUGGGAUUAGGUCUUUGUUUCGUGUGCUUUUUCUUAUAUAACCAUAGAAUAACUUCGGAUUUUCUGCGGCCCGAUUCAGUAGGUUUUUCUCGAAUGUACGCCGCGUCCCGAGGAUUAGCCUCUUAACUAGGUUCUUCUAUGUCUUGUCCGCAUUUCUCGACACAGAGUUCCCAUCCGAGAGGAAUUUACUCCAUAACCUCCGCUUUUUAUUCACUUCUUUUUGAAACUUGUGUUAGCCACGGGGGUCUGCUGUUCAGUUUCCUCUGGGAAGUAAGAAGAACGUGCUAUAACUCACUAAAUCUGUCCCAAUCCUUGAUUAUGUGACCAGAAAAAGCUGAUUCCGAAUUUAUGAUGUUAAGUCUAACUUUCAUAUGGACACAGUCACGGCACCAAAUGUUCCUUCUAACCCUGGUGGGUUGUUCGGUCAGAGAAAAAAUGGAGUGCUCCCACAAAAGUACGACGUGGUCGCUUCGACCUAGGGAAGGUAGACAUUGCACCUCAUCAAUGUUGUCCAGUGACUUCGUAAGGAGCAGAUUCAGACAGUGUGACUGUUGCCCUUCGCGCACCCUCGUCGGAAAAGAGAAGUUCUGAGUGAGAAAUAACCUGAGCGUCAUGUCCAGCAAACGUCGGUCGAAAGCAUGGUCUGAACCAGAUGCAUAAGCUGAACUCCGGUUGAUAAGAGGUGCAUUGAAGUCCCCAUGAUUAAGACUUCGGACCGGGUGGAGAAUCUCUCCAGUUCCCCAAUUAGACGGGCGUCCGCCGUAGGAUCAUUUCUCGGCGGUCGGUAGACCGUCAGGACGUCAAGGCUCAGUGAACCCCGUAAUUUUAUAGUUAGCCUAAUUGCCUCAGAAGUACACGUAAGUUUAUCUGAUUUGUCUGAGACUAUAAGCCCGUGUUCUACGUACGUGAGUACGCCUCCGUCCUGACGUCCUGGCCUGUCUCUUCUAAACAGCUGGUAUCCUGUUAUAGUUAACUCACGGUUGUCCACCUGCUGAUUCAACUAUGUUUCUGCAAGAUUAUAUUCUGGAAUAGAUCAGAUAGAUGGAUCUUUAGCUCGUCGACUUUCGAUAACAUGCUCUGCAUAUUUUUAUAUAGAAAUUUUAGUUUGACAUUUAUGGCUGUCAGCGGAGUAGUUUCGAUGCGUCUAGGACUUGCGCCUACUAUGUCAGCUGCGCAGUGAUCCGGAUCAAGUCUGUCCAAAGAAAGAAUGGUGGGAGCUGUCUGAUUUGGUUGUUGUAGAUAAUCAAAUUCUGUUCUCCUUUGCUGAGUCUCUUCCUCAGCUCUAGAACUAGAAGACGACGUUUCAGCCUCUAUGCUGGCGAGUAAUCUGGUUGAAAAAACGCCGGAGUUGAUGCCUUUUAUUCUAAAGCGCCGUGAGAGAAUCAAUCCAGUUUGGUCCUUACAAGCCAGCACAACUUUGAGAGGUCGGGAGCGUGUUGGUGCUGGCAGAUUGUUUGUCCGUUUUCGGAGACGGAAGGCUUUGAGUACUUCAAAUGCCCCAGUGGGUUCCAGGAUAUUAUUAAGCAAGCCUUGGAAAAGCCUCAGAUCUUCCUGAACCCGCUCUUUAGAAGUGUUGGCAUCUGAUUCGGGGGGUCCCUUGAAUAACGAGACAUUGGCCUCUGACAAUAUCGUUCGCAUAUUUUGUUGAUGUAUUUCUCUUUGGAGGGUGUGGUACUCAACAGGUAUUAGAUGGCGAUGGCGGAACACAUUCUCUAUCGUGGUUUUGAUGAUCGACGCCAGUUUUGACUGACUUGGAGGAGGUCGUUGACACGGAUGUUAGUGAAUGAUGGUCUGCAGACUCGGUAAUUGCCUCAAUACCACUACUUGUGCUGGGCCCAUCCAAUCCAAGAGUUUUCUGGCCGUUGCGAACUGUUUUUGGUCUUUCGGCAUAAACCGUUGCAGACGGGACUGUUGACGAGGUUUCUGGUUCGGGUGCUCUGGCGGAUAUCACUUAGAAGCGGCUGUUCAUUUUCGUUCACUUUUUACCAACAGAUUUCUUCUUUCUUUUCUGAUUUCCUCAUUGACUGCUGUCAAUUUUAUUUUUCGCUUUUCGUUCCUGGGCAGUCGUAUCGGUCACAGAAGGUUUUUCUGAAGAGCCUUUUAAGUGAGGUACUUUUGCUUUACUCUUUGUUAUUCUCCCAAUGGGGACAUUUGUAUCGUCAGGUGUGUCUAAAUCAUAUUGUAGAAAAGCCUUUACCCGUUCAGUCUCUUUCUCGAGAUCGUUGACCCUGAGGGAUAACAGCUGGCAUCUACCACAUGUCCUAUUUGCGUGUGGCUCGCCUGUACAAUCCAUAUAAUUUUGUAGGAGGCCUGGCAACCGCACUGAGGUGGCCGAGUGGUCUGGGCUGUCGAGCGACUUUUAGAGGGUCGCGUGAUCGACUCCGCAUGUGGACGGCAGAUUUUGGGCAGCAGCGCACAUUUUCUUGGUGCUUUCUUAAACUAUGUAAAAAUUUAGUAAAAUCUAUUUUAUUACGCAAGGGCUUUUACCAAAUGAUAUUCAAGCACUGAAACCGGACUACCUGCAUAUAUCUCGAAAGGAGUAAACUUGAGUUAAACAAACGCAUUAAUUUUUCGAAGGUAAUUAUAACACCUGGAUUUAAACAGAAUGCUACAACUGUGACCAUCCGUUCUGUUAAAAAUAACGCUGAGCACUGUAAUAGGCGCACUAUGACGCAUGCUUUAUGGUAAUCUCGUCGACAGGGUAACUAUGCUGAUCUAUCUUCGAUCAGCCGGUUCGAGUUGACUGGAUUGUAAUUAAAAUUCAGUUUAUUGAUGUAGAUGAUUGAUUGGUGCUCCAAUAUAUUGGUUAGCCACUUUAUGUAUGUCUAAUCAAUAAGAAGGAAGAAAGAUCGCACAAACAAGAAUUUAAUGCUCCUGAACUUCGACUCUGUUCUUGAAAACAUCAGAAAGAGCAAAAGAUAGGGGUAUUGGUUGUACGAGGGUUUGUAGUAUUUGUAGUACACAGUUACCGUAUGCAACCACAUACCCGUUACAAUAAACAGUUACGACAUUCAUCAAGGAUGGUCGCACUAGCGUACGCGUAUUCAUCUGGAACAGCAUACGAAAUCCCCAAACACUACGUAUUUCUCACUUACUUACUCAUAGUCGUUUAAGAAUACUUUGAACUUACCCCUUUCGCCGUGUUCGACACAGCACGACCCUGUAAGUGAUAUGAAAGUUUAAAUUUCGCGCUGGUAACCUCCCCGUUUCUACUCCGCAGUUCACGUGCUUCCCCGAAACCUGUUGGUUUGGAUAAUCGGAAGUGAGUAAAAAGCUUGCCUGACUUACAAUUGCAGCUGUCUUCUUUAACUACUUGAAAGUCGUCAGUAGAACAUGAACCGUCACCUAGAAUAUCUAUUGAGAACCGAAAAUGGCAAAUUAUUCCUAUAAAUUUAUUCACUGUCAAAUGACUCCACACUUUUGCCAGCAUAACCAUCAUCUGCUCAGACUGCUGCCUGACAAUCAAGCGUUAUUUAAGUUCUCGUUUCCUGCUGUUCUUCGUUAUCAGGGCUGCUGACAAAAGGACAUGAAAAUUGCCUAUUGUCAAUUCUGUUUACAUUCAGAUCUGUUUCAGCUACUGAUAUCUUCCUGUUUUCUGAAAUCUUCCACGAUCAUAUUCAUCAAAAACAGUUUUCAUGCGGCGUUGUUUUCUUCUUCUGUCAUCGCUGGAUUUUAAAUGUCCGUACAGUCUAACGGUCCCGUAAAUCGCUGCCACUUACGGAAAAAUUGUCUAACGCCCAGACAUUCUGAUGUUCAGUUAUUGGUGCGGAGGUUCUAGUGAGGAUUUCAAACUCACUAGCCGUCUCAAAGAUCUUAAUUCACGUUAGCUUGGCUGAUUUUGAAUCCCGGGAUCUGAUAGUUUUAGUUUAGAUAUUUUAUUAUUCGUUAACGGAAGUCAGUCCCCCCCCUAUCUCUCACUCCCCCCUUCUCUAUGUCGAACGGGCUAUCUGUUUGAAAGGACAGACUCUUCCCGUUGUUAUCUGCGACUCGACCUAGAGUCCUUCGGGCAGCCGCACAGCGACUAGUCGUAAAGACAGAAUAAUGUUAAUCAAAAAGGACAAGGGAGACUGCGAUGGUCGUUUUUCCGGCUUACUAGUCAUCAUCAGUCAACCCCAUCCAACCCCAGAUUUGACGAUACAAGAGGAAUGAACCCAAGUUUUUUUUAGUCAUUACGCACUAUUAAGUUCAGCGUCGUAACAGUGAGUCACGGGCUCACUGUCCUGUCAGAUGUAAUCGGAAACGCUGACCAUGUUGGAAGCGCGAGCAUCGAUCACGUUUCGGGACGCGCUUGUUGGGAGAUUCUGGGUUUGAAUCCCAGUUGCUCCAAACCUGGGUUCAGGUAUGGCCGGGUGAUGACAGCUAGUAAGCCAGAAAUGACAACCCCUGUCUUCAUUGUCUCUGCUGAUAAACCACAUUCUGUCUUUACGGCUAGUCACUGUGUGGCUCCAGAUCGAUCCACAAAACACAAUGGAGCGAUAAUGUUUCGUAGCCCGAUCGAUUAACGCAAUUCCAACAUCGUUAAUAUUUCCGAUCGUCCCUCACAGGACAGUGGGUCGGUGGCUCAGUGUUUGACUUUUGGACUAACCAGAAGAACGCGAGUUCACUACCCAUGCGUCACCAGACAUGGGGUUAGAUAAGGCUGACUCAAGACUGGCAGGAGCAACAAGUGCGCUAUUCUGAUGAUGAAAACGAGGAAGUUUCCGAAACGUCAGUUCAAAUACAAUAUGGUCCAUGAAUUGGCCUUCUCUUCUUCGAUCGGGGCCCGAUCGAAACCGACAGGGCAACGGGCUCGUGGCCUAGUGGUUGGAGGCUUGGAAUUCCAACAAGCAGGUCGCGAGCUCGAGCCUCGGUUGUUCCACACUUCGACGUUGGGUAUGACUGGCUGACGACGACUGAUAAGCCAGAAAUGGUCAUUCCAGUCUUCCUUGUCUUUGCCGGUAAUACCAUUCUGCCUAUAUAUAUAUGUAUAAAUUCACCCAGAAAUGGGCGAAAACCGAUCCACUGACUCCCCAGGGCAAACAAGAUUUCAAUGGAUGACUGGGUUCACGAACAGACAACCAUCUGUCAGGGCAAAUUUGGCCAAACUAAGAUAGAAGAGAGUAAACUGUAGAGUCUGGGAGUAGAUUGAUGCAGAGCUUGUUUGUCUUCGUUCAGUCAAUCGCAUUCCUGACUACCAGCUGGGACCGAAAGCACAAACAUGCACUCACACAACUGGCGCAGCUGGUGCAUCACUGAGGCCUACCAAAUGGGUCAUAAGCACUUCAUCAAACCGCAGUUCACUAGUGUUUCGUUACCUACCAUGCUCUAUCGUUGCAAAUCGGGUAUUUAUUCACUCAAGAUACAUAUAUUUAUGUUUAUUUGAAAUAAGGAAGAUUUUUUGGGAAUAAAAUGACCUCUGUUGCGUAAUUUUUCGAAAUUGAUUCCCAAACUCGUGGUCAGACUUCGAGGUUAUGUACAAAAACAGCUAACUACUUAACCGUGCCGAGCAAGUGAUUCUGGGGUUGGCCGAGGUCUGUGGGAAUGCUCGUCAUUUAUACUUUGUCAUCCCCUCGACAUAUGUAUUAGAAAAGUGACAACAAAGUUGCCCAUGAGGACAAAUGAGAGUGAUAUAACCGUUUCUGGCUUAUUUGUCCUCAUCAGCCAGCAAUGCCUAACUCCUGGUCUGCAGCACCCCAUAUCAAGGCGUAAUAAAAGUGCCUUCAGUAAGCCUUGGUUCGAAAAAUUUAAAAAUACAUUAAUUAAAUCAUACAGCUCAAUUUGUUCCAUGUGAACUAUCUGACAACAAACCUUUUUUAUGUGUUCCCUCCUUACAGCGGUCACAAGGAGCACAAGAAACCUCGGCAGGUAUCCUGGACUCACAGAGGAACAACAUUCAAAUUUUUCUGCGUAAUAACCAGAAUAACGGUAUCAACGAAGCUCUCCCAACGGUUAAUCUAGCUGAUAAAAUCUUGUCGCCAAAAGCCAUCAGCAGUCCAAUCAGCCUUCGGGCUAGCGUUGUUGGAGACCCUAUGCCUGCAAAACGCGUACUGGUUGAGAACUACUACACAGUUGAGGACUCUGCCCGAACGUCGGCACCCUGCCCCAUUGGCACAAAUAUGCUCGCCACGGAAAAGGUAAGUUAAGGCCAAUUCUUACUCCCAUUCCGAUGCACCAUUUGUUCCCUAUGGAAACUACCCCCUUCCUUGUCUUCAUUAUUAUUGGGGGGUUUCAAGGCGAUUAAAACUUAGGAAUUCAGUAGAAUCGAGGUUGUCUUGCGAUGGUUUUGGUAGUUUCUAAUUGAAAGAAUAUAGCUAUUUAAAAGUUUACAUUUGCCCACAAAGUGGCAAUAAUUAUGCGUAAACUGUCGAUUACGAUAAAUGUAUAGCACGAAAGGUUGAAAUCCCAUAGGUUAUUGGCUCUUACCUAUGUUUUUAUUUUCAGUCCACCAGUUGAACUCCUUUAUUUUGGAAACUUCUGAAUUCCUAGACUUAAGAAUAAACAGAUGCAUGUUAUCUACCCAGCAAUUUUGGCCCAUUAAAGGCUACGUUAUAUUAAAAUUCAAAGUAAGCUACAAGUCUUGUCGUAUCCAAGUAAAAUCGAAUAUGGUCGCAUUGAAAAACAAAAAUUAAAGAACCCAAAUUUUUUCGAAGUACAUAGGACGUCAUUUUGAGGUGAGAAAGGAAAAACAAACGACUCCGCUUUUGUCAUCGGAGGGAAGUCUUGGGUAACGGACAGCCAUCUCAAUGAAUAUUAUUCUGUCGUUGAUGCUGUCGUUGGCUCAAAUCAUACCAAGUCCGCCGAGUUGUUUACAAACGAAUCAGAAGAGGUACUCAAGUCUCCCGGAAAAACCAAUAAAUUAAUGGAGCCUGGCAGUCAUCUGGUGGAUUCCAGAUGGAUAGCUUAGGAAGUCAUGCUUGGGCAAUCAGCUUACUGUAUCAGAAUUGGUGGAUUCCAUAGGUUGCAGUAGGUUGGCUGCGUAGCGACCCAAAUGGGAUUUACCUCACGACUUGCGCUGAGGCUUCCUAACGCAGACAGCUAGGGCGUUAGCUGUACUCGAGCAAUACCCUUGAUGUUGUGGGCUUGAAUCUCACAAGGCUCACUGAGGUCUUUGCAAAUUCGUCAAAUAAAUAACUAAAUCCACAAAAAUCAAUAAACUAUCACUGCUUCAAACGAACCUAUUGGAAAGCAAGUUUUUUUUAUUUCUUUGUUUAUGAUGGGAAUUCUCUUUGGUCUUUAAAUCUUAGCCAAUAGUAUUUAAAUCAAGUAGGAUACUUUCAAUGGCAAGCAAUGAAAAAUCAGGAAAUAACACAAACAGGAGAGCUAUGGGCUUAGACAGAUCCUUCUUGGCACUGGCUGAUUUUCUGUCUGGUGCAGAUGAAAGGUUUGUCUUUCGUAGCUCAGUCAAAAGCUCAAGCAACUCCGAAUCAAGAGGAUGUGUGGUUGAGCUUGGUCUGGGAGCAAUUACCUUCUAUCUGGGUUUGUUUACCAUUCCCCAUAGUUUGUCAAGAGGAGUCUUUUACUUGCUAUACUUAUACUUAAACAUUAUGUCAACGACAGGGCGUUGACCUACCUAAUGCUUGAUGAUCAGAGAACGCGGGUUGGAUACUUACGUGCUUCAAAUCUGGGUUUGGGUCAUACUAGCUGGUAACUGCUAAUAAACCAGGAAUGAUCAUUUCAGUUUCAAGCUUUUUUUCGAUACUCAAUUUCGCAAAGGAGGACUUUUGUCAGUGAAAAGAUAUCUUAAAAAUGUCGUUUAAGUGGGUACCAAUGGUGGCCAUCGUCUACCACUUGCACCAUUAGCUAAUAUUCUACUUGUCUUCAUCUUGACAUCAGAACAAGAUCCCCACGAACUAGUACAUACUAAUCAAUAAGACAAACGAAAAGGGAUGUUUCGGCCUGAACGGCUAUUUAAGACUUACGUGCUUCUAUGAGUGGGUCACUAUGUGACCCUAGACACGGAAUAUCCAGGAUUAGUAACUAAAUCAAGGGCUUGUGAACCAGUCGAACAUUAACGUUAUAUUUCUGAAUACGGCCUAAUCGGCUAUUAGUGGCGAUCAAAAAUGUUCCAACUAACUCGGAAAUGGCAUCACAGGUCUUCAUUCACCGCGCGUUAAGGUUCACUUCGACAAAAUGUCAGCUGGUAGCAAAUCAAGUCUUCAUCAAACUUCAUACUUUAAGACGGCGUAUCGUUCGGUUCUAAAGAAUCUGCUUAAUUCCUGAAUAAUUUUAAACCCGACCUGUGGAUUCGCUUGUAUGCAGGGUUCGUAAAAUCUUGCAAUAUAUGUGGACUGUUGUAAGCUUUACAAGUAGCACUAAUAAAUGUACGGAUACGAUGCUUUAUGGGUAGAGAUUUCACGGCCUCAAGAAACUUCUCAGUUAGAAACACUUUCCUCUAGGAUAAACUUUUCAGAAUACGUAAUUUGCCAUCGGUUGAGCACAAGAAAAAUAUUAUUUUGCAUGUUUUUUGUUGAGUAUAGUUGAAUGUAUAUGGUCAUCAUAAGUCAAUGAGAAAAAUGCAUACUACGUAAGUAGCCAUUUUCUACAGAGCGCAUUUUCUCAAUGAGGCCAUAAAGGUGCCCGUUUAAAAGUCGGCAUUCUGAUUUGGCUGAAAUAUUUUGUCAUUAUGCUGCACGACAGUUAGCCGCACGAUCUUACUUAAGUAACUUUUCCAACUGAACACAGGUUUCAGAAAUUUGGUUAACCUUUUUAUGAGAUGUCAUAUCUACUGUACGUUUGGUGCACGUUGUUGAAUCAUCUGCUUAUUACCGGUUUUGUCAGUCCAUAAUAAGAUUAUGACCGGCUAGGGAUAAUUGUUUCGGACUCCCGGUGUUCGCCAGUGCAUCCAGUUCAUUCAAUUCUUGCUCCCUUGUAAUCUGAACUCUUUGUUGAGGCAUGCUAUGGAGAUGGGAUAAGUGGGCAACGAAAAAACCAUUUUUGCGUUCGACAGAUUUGAGUCGUCUGAUAUUCUUCUUCUGCACUCUCAGAACCAUGCCAAUUAGUUAUAUGAAUUAAUCACUAUGCCUUUCAGCCUGAAUUGCAAUUCGUGGCUACUUUAAAUUGAGUGACUUUUCUGGCAAGGGUCGGUUACGCCGUCCUUGUCCCAAAGGUAAGCACAAUGUGGAUAUUGAAAGUAAAGUAAGCGGCAGGAGGAUGCUGAAGUCUUUAGUUGGGAAGGUAGCCGCGGCUGAAACCGAAAAGCAACCUAAUAUAUGACAAAUCUGCCGCGAGAUUGAAGGAAGCCUAGAAUCACCGCAAAAGACUUGGCUGACAGGACACGCGGGACAACAAUAGCCCAAACCUAACGAUAAACUUAACCGUAAUCUCAAAAGUAAACCUAGUUCUUGACGUAAUUAUAAAACUGACGAUAGCUCUAAACUAGCCACAAUCCAUAGCCCUAACUCUAAGCCUAACCUUAGCCCUGGCCCAAGUUCUAACUCUAUCCUUAGCUCUAACUUAAACCCUAACCUUAACCAUAGCCCUAACCUAAACCGUAACCCUCCCCUAAUCCUAACAUCAACCCUAACACCAAACGUAAACUCAAACCGCAAUCCUAACUCUAAAUCGAACCGGAACCCUUAAAAUUAACGCAGGCCGUAACCCUAGACUCAGUUAUCAGCCUGACACUAACACAAACAAUAAAAUUAACCUUAUCUCCAAACCGAAACAUCAGGUUGCCUUUUUCCUUUUUUUCCUUUGACUACUUUCCCAAUAAUGAUUUCAGCAUCCUCCUUAGGCUUACUUUACUUGCAAUGCUCACAUUGCGUUAACACUUGGGACCAGUGCAGUGUAACUGACUCCUACCACUUUUUUUCUCCUGGAAUCGUAUGCUACACAGUGUGUUCAAACUAGAAAAACGAGGAAUCCUUUGGUUGUUGAACCCUCACAGUUACUCUCCGGGUAUCGCCAAAAUUUCUGGCACUUAAUAAAAAGGAAGUAUGUUGGAAGUCGUAGGCUGGAAGCCGACGUUUCUGUCAUCGUAGCAGAAAUUUCGACCGUUGUUACUUCUUAGCUACUAUGUCCUAAGUAAAUUCUGUUUAUUUUGUUCACAAAAAUGCCUGGCCUGUAGUGAUGUUUCUACAGAUUCGUUCUCAGAAGAAAUGUCUCUCUCUAGUGCCAAAGUGAUAUAUAUAUAUAUAUAUAUAUAUAUAUCUUAAAGUCGCCACCGCGCUGCUGAUAUCGUUAAAUCCUAAAAAAAAUAACGGAUACGUGUGCACGAUGUCGGCAACAAGAUUUUUGUCUUCACCUAUGAAGAAAGUAGUCUGCGCAGCUUCCACCCUUUUUCUAUGUUAUUGUCAUUAGGAUUCUUUUGUGGCCAACGGCAGCAGUACCUUUUCGGUCCAUAGAUUAGCCAAACCAGUAAAUAUCCGGCAAAAGUCGGGUGUAAGAGUGAUAGAUUGCGCAGCCUGUUCGAGGUGCAUAUAUAUGCGGGUGGAAGUUAGUGAGUGAGUGUGCGUAGGUGUUGGGCUGGGCUGGGCUGGGCUGCACACCUACCUCUGCGUUUGGUUUUCAGCUAGGAAGUUGCGCACCCUAGCUGGGCCCGCUUAGGACAAGUCUAUUAGCCCACAGCUGGCGGUGCCAGCCCUGCGCCCACGCCAAGAAGGCCUGGGUGCCCUCAACGAAUCAAUGCUCGCCGCGAGGAUGUAGACAGCGCGCGUGACCGCGCCUCGCGGAGCUCCUGCGCCGAGCGCAGACGGCAUGCUUGCGAGCCCUGCGCGUUACGACGUGUGUGCGUGGUGUGAACAGGGAGUGCCAAACCAACGAAUUGCUGCUGUCCACCGACAGAGCCAACAGCAGGCGCACACACGAAACAUGACGGCAGAGGAGGGCGAAUAAGCGGCACGUCUACUUCCUGUCACGCUUUUUCACCUCGCAGUUUCGCUGCCCACACCUUUAUGCGUAAGGCUUUUUCAACUCCGCUGGUGUGUACAGAGACACAGCGAGGUUUCUGCGACUUGCCCUAGACGUCACCCUUAAAUUUCACGAUUGUCCCGCUCCUCAUUUGUGGCGUCAGCGCACCUGCGAGGGCAUAUGCAAACAUACAACAGCUGGAUUGUUAUAUGCUUGUAGAGUCCUGACAUCGUCAGCCGGGAAGUUCGUACGGUGCGCGGAAGUAGACAGAAGAUGAACGGAUGUGCUGGAUCCUCGCGUGCACGGGGCUCAAAUUACAGCUCUGCCAUCACGAGCCCGACAGCAGACAAGUCAUCCCUUGGCUGCAGUUAUGGCGGCUCAAAGUCUAGUGGACAACCCAGUCCCGGUUCCUUUGUGGACGAACUUCGUUACAGAGUCGAAAAUAGCGGACCUCAAGAAGCUGGAAAACGACCCGUUUUGCGAAACGUCGACUACGUUGCCUGUAACCAACCUGUGACGCCCAUAUCGCUCUCCUACCUACCCCACCACAAGUCAGAAAUGUCCCUUCCAACAACGGGAGGCGGUGUAUCCCUGAAUUUCCACCUGUCGCAGGGCUACCGCGACAGGCCCCUGCGGACCCAGCAGCAGCUCAGUACUUCUUCUUCAACAGCAAGACUGGCAAACCUGGAAUUGGCUGUUCGUCCGCCGGCAGCCCUGGAUUCCUCCAAUCCAGCAAUGCGCGGAGGUAGGUACUUGAACGGAAUUCAUUAAUUCUGGCACUUUUUAAUUCGAUUCAGUUGCAAACACAAAUGAAUUGUACUUUAGCAAAGGACCUUAUCGAUUCAUUGCGCUGGUUGGUUCGAUGGUGGUUAAAAAUGUUUGCUGAUUUCCCACUUGUAAAAGACUCGGUUAUUGUCCAAAGGUGAAAAAUAACCAACCCUUUAUCUGAUGUAAUUAAUUUUAAAGGUUACCACCGACUUGCCGCCUACGGACCUCUGAAGACCAACGCAUAUAAAUGUAUAUCACCCUAAUGUUCAGAAAAAUCUUAUCGCACAAUUUUUAUCGACAAGGUUGAAAGCCAUCAGAAAUUCAAGAAUACAUAUCUGGAGCACAAUAAAGGGAAUUUUGACCUCUCCGCACUCAGCCUGGAAAGCCCUGUGUAAUCCUUUGGGAUCCGACAUUCGACAGUUGUUUUAAUGCAAUCGAUAAAUUUUAUGAGAAAGAAAAAGUCAUGUUAAAUUUCAUUUUAUGCAUUUCCAAUAAAUACGUGAGUCUGGAGUAAAUUCUCUGUCACGAAGCCUUUCAGGUUCGGUCCGAGCGUUUAUAUUAAAUAUAUAAGCUACGAACGAGCAGAUUCGGCAGAAUAACCACGUAAUAUUCACAAGCUGCCAUCUGGCGGUCAGUAAUAUCCAGAUUUUCAAUUGUUUUCCAUGUUUACAACACUCGUGCUAGUCGAUAGCCCAGGCAUGUGUUUCGCUGAUUUUGUUCUGCCGCUUUACGCAGCUGCCUGGAGUUCGGUACCUCAGUCGGUCCCCGGCGUUCCCCGUGCGCUUUAGAAACUGAGUCGGGAAAUGUCUAUCUUGAAGAAUUUAUCCCAAUUUCCAGAAGCGAUUUCUGGGGAAAUUAAAAACUCAUGGGAACGCUGAGUAACCUACUGAUGUGUCGGGUCCUUUGGGACGGCAUAUAUUCAGGGAAAUAUGUGCCUGCAAUCUUGGUCCACUGCAUCGAUUGUCAGUAUGGGGAAUCGUUAAACACCAUCUCAAACCUAAUUAAACAGCUCACAUUCAACACAAGGUAGCUGCGUCUUGUAAUUCCAGCAAACAAGUCGUUCAAAAUGAAAAUAGUCUUCCUUCACAAGUCAAAAUAAAAAUAUCGACUAACUUUGAAAGCUGGUAACUGUGAUCAUCCAGGGUAAAAAGACCCUUCGAGAUACUGACGGGUCGGUUUUACGAUUUCAGUUCACCUCACAUUUCAUCCUCUGUGUGAGUUCUCUAUUUUCUGACUUAUAAAUCACAAAUCCACUCAAACAUCAAGGCACGACGGAACGAGCAUGUCGCAUGACCAGAUAGUUGAGCGUAAUUCCAGUAUAAUUAAUAUUCCUGAACGCAAAGGACAGGAAAACGGUCAGCGGGCUCAAUGUUUAAGAGUGUUGGACUCAAUGAGCGAAGGUUCUCAGUUCAAAUCUCAAGCGUUUCAACCCUGAAGUUGGUAUAACUGGCUGAUAGCAAUUAAUGAGUCAAAAACAGCCAUUACAGUCUCUCUUGUCUUUGUUGCUACUUCUUUCCGGCCCAAAUAAAGCUUUUGCUUGAGAUGCUUUUGGCACUUAUUUUGGUAUGAAUCUAAAAAGCCUAACAAUUUUAAACUAGAAUUUACUGAUCAAAAAUUUUGCGACGGCUCCUCGGUCGUCUGCUGUCGUGAAUAAUGGGGAGUCCAAAAAUUCAGACUAAAAAACGUGAAAAUGUGUGGCGGUUUCUGGUGUCUGUGAAGAACUUUAUAUAUAUAUAUAUAUAUAUAUAUAUAUAUAUAUAAGUGAAAGGACUAGGGAUUAUUAAGGUGGAACUGGACUCACGACACGAUUCUCCCGCGCGCAAACAACAAAGUCACAUAUCUUUAAUUUACAUUCUUUUCGUGUACCGACAACAGGCAAUUUAAGGGCCAUAGGAAAAUCCUUUAACCCUCCUAAGGCUCUUUUAGACCAAAAGCAGGUUUGCAAAAAUUGAAAACGGGGAACUACAUUCGCUUGAGUCUUGAAAAGAUAGUUUUUAGGUGGCAAAUCUCUGCUGCUAUAACCCAUGAUAACCCAGCCAAAUGGUGGCUUUUGGAAAAUUAUAUGUGCGGAGGCUGUCAGCAUGCGGCCAAGCUGCCAACAAGAUGACUCAUUGACUGCCACCUACACUUUUCUCUCUCCGUCUCUACCUAUUCACCCCCUCGCAGCAGCCAUCGUGAUCCCUACCAGGUAAUAUUUAGUUGCGGGUCAGGAUACUGUAGACGGUCUAGUUCAGGACAAGGUGAGUGUGUGACGGCAACAGCAGUUGCGAGCCCUUAUUAGGUUCCUCUCAGUGCAGUCGACAUCAGGCCAUCGCUGUAAUUGGCGCGUCCACAUGCGAAAUGUCAUGACGGGCAAAUGUCGGAACGUGUGUUUAUUUACCUUCUGGACAGUGUUUCGGAAAGUGGUCUAUUCCGAUCCGCGCCAACAGCUCCCAGUUUCUGCCAAAUUCUCUCCUGUCCGACCUAAAUGACAAGCGGAGGUAACAAAUAAUGUUAUUUGAGGGAAAUGUCGAUAAAACAUAAUGAUAAUACCCUUCUCCCCGCCUUCACUAGGAGAAAUACAGAAACCCCCUAAAAGUGCCGUUUAACACAAGGAAGGAUAUUAGUUGCCGCAGAAAGCAUGUUAGUUAGCAACCAAUAUUUUCUCUUGACCAAAAUUUCCUCUGGACGAAGACUAAUUGCCCUCCUAGACUACCACUCAUGGACAUGAGCGGUCCUAAACAAGCCUUUCGUGGACUUAGACACAGAACAUUUCGUAAUGUGCUGGAAAUGGGUGCAUUUGACGGACUACAUGCCGACUGAAUAACUUGAUGGCAGCUCUAAUCAAGAGUAGCCGCUUGGUGUCCGAGCUUCGCUGUAUUUUCUUAGUGCGGUGAGUGCGUCUUAACAAACUCGGUUGAAUUUUGUCUUCUCCAAAGCAUACGCCACUCUUGCCACCAAGCGGACUUAUUUCAAUGGCAUUCAAGGUCACAGUGGUAAGUAUAUUUGGCGACAACACACUCUCAGAGCAUCCACAGGUGUUAAGCUACUAGUUACAACUUUCGUUGCCUACAAAUGCUUCCACUGAAAGAAUCAUGCUUCUUGACCUUGUCUAAAUAUUCUGCAUUCCUGGCCUAUGCAAAAAAAUUUAGUUGGCCAAGAAGAAGCGCUGAGGAAAGAUUGGAAUGAGGAGGUCGUGAACUUUUUGUGUAAAUUAUAUACUUUUUAACUGACAUCAAGGCACUUUUGUUGUAAUACGAUGCUGUUAUGUUCAUACUAAUUCGUAAAACAAGCGCAAAAUACCUCAACAAUAACUUUGUCAUCUAAGGCUUCAGACUAGAACGAAAUGCGGCAGUAUGACGCAGAAUCGACAAUGCAGAUUACAAACUGCUGUGUAUUCAGAUAAUGACGCAACUGUUAGCGACACGAUGACAUGUUUGAUUUUGAAAAGUCACAGUGCCCUUUCUAUCUUCAUCGACCGAAGCUGUUUUCCCUUUGAGUAUCUCCAGCUACCUCGACAGUGCGACCUUUAUUACCGACGGUGUCUACUGUGCGAGCCUGAGUAGGGCGAUGGUAGUAGACUUCUGCUCCAUCUUCUUCCUCAUCCUCCUGGGUCCUGCGUCAAAAUAAAGUCCAGAAGAUCAGAGGUGGGAUAGGGUGAGGCUGAUUGGCGUGACGUCAACCUGCGCCUAGGCGUGCCGUAACAGGCUCCCCCAUGUGGGUGCGCAGCCUAAUAACGCAUGUCACACCCUGGCCUGACCCCGUGACGGAACCGUCCAGUAUGCAUAGCCCGGUAUAGGUGGCGCUCCUGCUACAUAAUUAAUCAGGAACAGGGUAGACCCUGACGUGUAGUCUGACGAAUAUUUCCCUAUUUAAAGCAUAUAGAUUUUGGGCCGUUUGUCCCAAUUGUCUGCUGUCCGUAUUGACUCACAAGGAAUAUAUGGGUUGACAUGAAACGACCAUUCCUGCUGUUUUGAGCGAUUUGCUUUCACAAGAAGCAUGCCUGGAAUGCAAAGUGUAAAAUUAGUUGUAUGUGUGCAUGGCUUAUUUGCGUGCUUCUUCCAGGAUAAAACCCAGCGAUAAAAACCGGAUGUGUUAAUUGUUGGUGGAAUAUAUUGCUACGAAUAACAGCGCCAAAAAUUUCACAGUUAGUGUAUGAGGCCUCAAAUCAUGCUUUUGGAUACUGGAUCAAAUGAAUUCAGAAACAUUUAAAAAUAAUUGCUGUAUAAGAUUAUUAUCUGCAUGGCCUCUAUUACAAAUGACUCAACUACAACAAAGAACUUAGACCUCGGAGGCUACUACGACUGCAAGAUCGCGUGACUACCCCAUCCACUUCGUUUGUGCACCAUCCCUGUACUCCCUGCGAGACAAUGGUUGCACCUCCUAUCCUGAUGUUCCUCUAAUCAAGUUCUGCCAUUGGAAUUAAAAUACUAAUAGACAGAUGCCGUAUUCAGUAAAUUUUUAGCUUCCGUCCCUAGGGGAAUUAUUGCCCUAUAUGUGCUACCAGCGAUUCGAGUGUGCUCUCAUAUUGUCAGGUCUUUUGACUGGCAUCACACAGAGCUAACCGUCGGUGUUGAAAGACGUAGUUCUAUUUUUGUAAACAUACGGCUGGCACUUUGGUGGCUGAAAAUAAGUGUCUUUUUAAGAAUGUCUUGAAUAAAGCCCUUGGAGCGACUGUUGGUGAGGCAAAUGAAUGUCAUACUUUCACUACUGCCCAUUGUAAUUAGGUCUGAGAAUAUGCGUUGUGAUGAAUUAACUUUCAGGGGGCUAAAAUGUGGCUGUGGUAAAGCCUUGCUGUUACCGUCGCAGAUUCAAAUCCCAUCGAGGCCGCCGAGUUUUUCACAACCGGAUCAAGUGAAUUAUUCAAAUCUGCCGAAAAUAUCUAUUUGAAACUGAUAGUCAUCUGGUGGAUUCUAUACUGAUUGCUUAAGAAAUCCUGUCUAGACAGUCCGCUUACUCCGUCGGAAUUUGCGGAUUUCAUAGGUGGCAGCAGGCUAGGCGGUCCACUUGACCCAAAAGUGACUAAACUUACGGCUCCCGGUCAGAGCCUCGUAGUUCAGGUGGUUAGGGCGUUGGCUGUGCUCAAGUCUGCUAUUGCCGUCCUAUGAUCGAAUCCCACCGAGGCCACCGAGUUUUUCAGGCCUGGGUCAUCUGAGUUACUCAAAUCUCCCAAAAUCAUAUAGAAUGAAAAUUUUAAGAAUUUUCAACCUCAAAUACUCUAUGCAUAUGGUCGUUCUAUUUGCACUUCUGCAUUUACCUGAAUAUUUCCACCCCCUUCAAGUUGGCGCAUACUUUAAUUUUUACUUUAAGCAGGAUCUAGGUAUUUUGUGAUACAAAAACUUGGGCGGCUUAACAGUACUUGUUCGUACAUUUGCACCCUCUUAAACAAGUAUGGACCUCUAUUUGAAGUUUAUAAUCAGCGAGGAGGGAAGAUAGUACUAGAAGCAAAUAUGUUAUUUGGAUUUUCACAUGACUCUGCGUUGGCCACGGGAAUGUGGACGUUCCCUACCGCCACGGGUGGCCUCACGCUAAAAUCCAGAGGGGUACCCAUUUCUCUGACCUAACCUUAGCCCCAACCCUCCUAACCCCUAAAACAAAGCCCCCGAAUUUAGGACGAGGACACUCGUAAUAUGGGGUUCAAAUGCCCGUGCCAAACCGAACUCUGUGUAUCAACCAUUGCCAGGGCCACUCUGCCCAGUAAAAGAUAAUUGAAUCUUGCGAGACCUUGGCAGUUCUGCCAGUGGUGAUCGACUUUUCUUCUUGCUCUCGGCCUCAUUGUUUGUCGUCAACUACCUAGUGCGGCAAAGGUUACCUUGAUUCGCCUGAGCUGUCAGCCACAAGGAUGAAUGCGGAUGGUUGGGGGCAGUUAACGAAUGUAAGGAAAUUUCGCUGUUCAAGAUGUUACCCAGCUAACGCACAUGAGACAGGCAAUCUUCCAAUCUCCGAUUACUUCCCUGGGACUUCUGUCACCGUCUAACAAAGUAAUUAAUAUUUCACUGUAAACAUGGUUACUCCUUCUCCUGUUCCACCUGAAAUUAAUUCGUCUGAUUUUUCUACCAAUUUACUGAGCAAACUCCGACUAUAAUGUUUAAACAAGACUAUAUGACUUCGGACAGGUUAUAGCCGACUACUUCCUCGAAAGUCUUAGACGCCCAUAUUAUAGCGUUGCUUGUUCCUUCCAUCCCACGAAAAAUGGCACGCGGGGUGUAGAUUCUUUAGGUUGGCUGUGUUCCAAUUCGGUCUUUACCAAGUAAACAUGACGAAUACGGUUCAGGGUCGAUGGAUGCCUUGCUGCCUGAAUACAUCGUAUGCACUCAGCUUGCGAUGCCGAGGUCUUUUUAUUUUUAUUUGCAUUCUGUUUCUCAACUUCCUCGCGCACCAUAACCCUCGCUUUCUUUGCUUCGUGCCUCCUCGUUUCUCUCGCGGGUGAAGACAAAAUAUUAAGAAAGGUCGUAUUUGUAGAGGUGCCAUCAGAAGCGACUUAUCACGCAUGACAAUAAUAAAGAAUUGUUUCAGCUGGUUUUUAAGUUGCCUUUUUCAAUGUAACCGUCCGUUACGAUUACUACACGCUCUGGAAGCCAAAUUUUGACAAAUCAGAAAACAUAUCCAUCUUCUGUGAUCCUAUAAGUUAAAAACAAAUAUACGGAGGACAGUCCGGCAGUUGUGUUCUGAUUCUACUAUUCUCCUCCGUGAGGGUAGCUGCUUUGGACACUUUAAGAUAAUUGCCUAUACCUUCUGAAUAUGAAGUUCACUAAAAUAAGUAGGUGUCUGCAAAUACUGUCCAUUAUGAUCCGGUGACUGCUGAAGAUGAAUUAUUUUACUGCAAUUUCGAUCAAAAUUUUCGAAAGUCCACUUUUAAAACUAUCAGUUUGAAAGGGUCUUUGCAAUUCCAGGACGCAUACAGCGCUGGUUUAUCCACUUAUUACAAGUCUAUUUAAUAUGUUCAGGAAAAAUAUUCUUUUAAGUAGUUAACCACACAAAGGUAAUAAGAAGUGCUUUAGAGCCGUUAACUGUCAUCAUUACCUGUAUCCUAUUUUAGGACCGAGUUUCCGACGGCUUCAAAGUCUUUACGGCAACAGUACUGCAACACAAAAGCGCUACCCUUCCGACAACACCCUGGAUAAAAUAUACCUAACGGAAAGAGCCCAGGUGAGCCUGUGUCCGCAAAAGGGCAGUUUAAAACAAUACAAAUAUUGCAAAUGGCUAACAAUUCAAUUCAUUUUGUUUGUAGGCUUGUAAACUUACCAAUUUGGGUAGUUAGCUCUCGUUGAUUGCUAUCAGAAACGUCCUACCGGGGUUCCUAUGGAAAGACCGCACUUUUCAGAACCUAGGACGGACAAAAAGUUACCAUUCGAUUGGUUCACCAGUCACAAUAAAGCUAAAAAGCGCAACCGUUGUCAGCCGACCGCGGAUAUCCCGUAAUCUUAUGAGCGAACGCUCUUCUCACGACAUGUAUAUCGAGAAAUAGGUAUCCUAUAUAUUCAUACAGAAGGGGACGGUAAGGCGAUCUGUGGAGGGGAAUGGUUUAUUCAUUUGACCUGUCGCACUCGUACUCGAGCGCAUCAUCGGAGACUGACAAACGUGAGAAUACAUGGCUUGAAUAGGCCUUUCUUACUAAAUCCUAAUAGGCCCACCAUCAUCCCUUCUCAUUGGCCCUCUCUUCAUGCUCAGAUGGUGCUUCUCGUCCUCUUAUCUCGCUGGUAGGUCUAAGCUACGGUCGAUCGGCUUGACAUCAAACUGCCAAGCUUCGACUAUUUCUGUCGCCAGUUUGUUUUCAACUCGGCCGAGUACUUGGACACUGUUAAAGACGCACUGAUGACUACCUUCCAGACUGUGCAUAGCAAACUUUCGAUCGUACAUCUUCCCGCUUGGCAACGAGAGCAUGAUCAUGCAUGCGCGUUCUAGGUUAUUUGUCAGUUAUGCCGCAGUCGUUUGCCAGACAAACUAAAGAGCGAACACGGUAAAUAAAUCCUGACGUGUGUUCAGUUGGCAGCCGCUCCCGAGAUCGUAAUAUCUUCUCCUUCUACCUCAACACCAGGUGUCUAUAUUUAUGCCUAUAUGCGUAUAGGUGUAAAUUAAAUGACAGGCAUUCCAAUAAAUGUAAGUUGUUGUGAAAUGAGUUUUGAGAAAGGCAACGAAAGUUAUUUCUUACAUUUGCGAUGCUGGAUCCCCGGACCGUCCUCUAACAGCUAAAAUAUUAAACAUACCUGAAGAUAUCAGUAGUUGCCUGUAAUUUCUGGCAUUGAGCAAUUGCUAUAGAUUGCCAUUGCGGUUUGGUUGGCUGUCAUUCAUUCCAUUUUCAGGGAUUUUUUGAACGACAUUUCAUCCGAUGUGUCGAUAGUGCAGGAGUCGCUGUAGUGCAUGACCUCGAAUCUUCUCUCAUGCCAAGGUGUGCUCAGCUUUCAGCGUAUUCGAGGCGACUUGAGGCAGGUAGUCCUGCUGCUCCAGCGAAAACUGAUGCUCAUAUCUUCGGGUUGAUGCCAAUUUUCCAGUUCUUUUGCAGGAUGGAAUCUUACGGACAAUUGUGAAUAUUAUCCGGCGCAGUGAGAAGUCAGUUUCAUAGACACUUGGAUUUAGUUUGCUUUAGGACUUGACAAUAUCUCUAGAUAACGAAGCUAAUCCAUAGGCUUACACACUGGGCGCGAAGUUGAGUCAGUUUGGGUCAAUUGUACUUUGUUCUUCUUAGAGUGUCUUUCAAAUGUUCGCCAGUCUGCUGGUUUUGGCGCCUGAUUGGAACUGCCUACAUAGUUCCUUUUCUUUAUCUUUUUACUCAUGUUGUCCCAUACAGUAGCGCAGAAAAUCCUAGGAUAUCCAUUUUGAGAAAACAGUCUAGGCGGAUCUUUCAGUUUGUCAGAGUGAUGUGUCUUUACUCUAUUAAGCGGUCUAUUGACAGCUCUCCGUCUUUUAAUGGCAAACUGGCUGUCCUCAUAUUGUGUAAUGACUUCUGCGCUAGCUUCUUUGCGGUUAAUGAGUGUGCGUAAUUUUUCAUCAGUUUUUCGUUGAAAGGGACAUAUGCACAGUGAGUGACAGAUCUCAUGAAAUGUUGACUGAAAUUCUCAAAUGCGUUUUCGGUUGGGAUGGAUUACCUAGGCGUGGUUGCAACAUUGAUUAUCUUACGACAUAAUCCUAUAAUAUUUGGGGCUUGCUAGGAUGUCGCUUUUGGAUACACUGCCUUUUAACCUCCUAUAGAAACCGCACUUGGUAAGAAAGGACAAGUUAACUGCACAUUUGCUUUCGAUGACCUUAUGAAUUCAAAUAUAUUUUAUGAAAAGCAUGAACAAAAAUAUACUUUAGUCCACUCGCUUAAUAGAGAUCCAGGUCAAUUUCGUAUUUAUACUUGAAGAAGGAGUAUAAUUAGGUUUCAAAAAAGGUUUUUCAUUAUGGAAUUUUUUAAGACCGUGCAACGUCUGUUCAAACAGCAUCGUUCCUGUCCGUUCACCACUGCUCCUCAUGAAAUGUACAACAUAGUCCCUAUGCAUUGCGAAAUUUCACGGACUCUGUAUGGCAUCUUUUUAAAGGCAUAGAAGAAUAUAUGAUUUUCUUUCCGCGGAACACAUGUGUUACGCAGACUGAAAUCACUAGGCGCUAAGGCAACGACUGAUCAGGCUCCAAAUUAUCCGGGAAUCAGAAAACUCUUUAAAAAAACCUAAUUAUACUCCUUCUUCGGGUAUAAAAUAUAACGAUGGUGUGAUUCUCUAUCAAACGACUUAAAAAGCAUAUUUUGUUAGUGAUUUCUAUAAAAUAUGUUUGAAUUUGAAAGGCCAUCGAUAUUAAAUGUGAAAAAUGGCCGCUACUUAAGUAGUCACUUUUUACCGACUUUGGCUUCUACAGGCAAUUAAAAAGCAGUGAAUUUAAAAGCUGACAUUCUGCCGAGUCCGGAAUAUUAUAGGAUUAUGUCGCAAGGUAAUCACUGUUACAACGCGCCUAAGUAAUCCUUCCCAAUCAAAAAUGCAUUUCAGAAAUUUUGCCAACAUUUCGUGAGAUCGGUCACUCAAUGUAAGUAGUUUUUUCGUCAGAUUCUUUUUCGGGUGUGAAGUUAAUUGUCGGAAAUGUGGAGUUGAUACUGUUGUGAAGUGUUUCUAGUCGAUUUUUUAACCACAACAAAUCUUUCGUUUACAUACCGCAAUUUAUGGUCAGUUAACGGAAAAGCUAUAGGUUCUAGUUUCUGCACUGUGACCUCCGUAGAAUGGAAAGUUGAUUUUUAGACAUAGGUCCCUUGCAAAAAUAUCCGCAAAAUAUAACUGCAUGAGUUCUAUCGUGCAACGUUUUGACAAAACUAACGAUAUUGACGUAAAUGGUGGGCCAACGUCGAAGGAAAUCGUUGUCUUAUCAGCCGAAGCUGUGAUCCAGAAACUUUGCAGAGUUCCUAACUGAAGCUCCACAAUUCUUCUUAAGUGGGUGGAGCUAAUGGAAAAACUACUUAGAAAUUGUAUAGUUAGGUGCAUCGGUUUAGGAUGCAAUCUGUCGCAGUCAAAAGUCAGUUGUAUGGGCUUUGGGAAGUUCAUACAUCUUAGCGAUGAUCAGUUCAGCUUGCUUUAGAACUUGACAGUAUCUCCUGACGGUUGCUUUGGUAGGACACGGUGAGUGCCCGUUGUAUUACAAAUGGCCAAGGUGGGUAGAGUUAAGGUUAGCGCUAUAAUUGGAGUUAGGGGGGUUAGAGUUGGUGUUAGAUAACGGAAAUAAACAUGGCUCUCUGAUUUAACGCAUGCCACCCGUAGUACAGGUGUAUUUAUUCUCGUGUCCAGUCGUUGCUUAUUUCAUAUAAGACGUUUCAUGUCCUUAUCAACGGAUGAAUUAUAUGCCUCGGUAUGGUUCGUGGUAGGCGGUUUAUAGCUUGAACUUUUCAAUAUGGUCCCCGCUGCUCAAAGUCGCAACUGAAUGCAAUUUGUCUUCAAGGGGAACUAUUGUGUUUUUGUCUGUUUUUAGGGUCAGUACUACCGUCUUUUCUUCGUAUUAUUGUACCGGAAAAUGGUUAUAAUUCCUUAAGAUUGCUACAGUACUAUUUUGGAUUGCGAAAAAUCUGUCUAUCGCAGGUUUUCUGUUAAUCCGAUGGACUGUAAGCCUGUAAAGUAGUUCGAGUAGUAUAUAUCGGAAAGACGUUUUCGUCCAUUUGAAAGGCACAUUCUCUUAUCAAGGGCCGGUUUACGGCCCUCGCUGACGAUUGAAGUAUCGUACUCCAAAGAUAGGUACUAGGUGAAACCCCGAGAACAUGCCUUUCGAUGUCUCCGCUAGUGCAUGACUCAUUUGCCGGGGGUUCAACUCCUCAUACUGAACGGGCGCAAUGCGGUCAUUUUGCAGGAUACUUUUGUCUUCGAUUCAAACUUUCAUAAUUAUUUCAGGGUUGUCCUUAAAAGUCAUAUCUUGGACACUUGCCUGUAAAUCACGUUCUUCACAAGUUGAGAAAUUAGUAGCUACAUAUUUAUAUGAAACCCACACGACCGAAGUCCUAGUAACUGUGUCAGUCAGCAGAACAAACAGAGGCGAAACAGACAUCUGCUCCUUUACCAAUUAACUUUGUUGAAAAUCGUAAAACCACCGAGAUUUAUAUCUAUGAAAUGUGUCUAAAAAAACCAAAGUUCAUACCGUAAGGACUUGUUUUCCAAAGAUCUACACAAUAAAUAUCAUUAUUUCCUUCCCUAUGGUUGUCAGUUAACGAGGAGGCCGCCAUGAAAAUCUGACAGCGUAACACAGAUUAGGGGGUAUUUUACGCAAAACACGGAGUACAGUGAAUGUCACCAAACACCUAGAGGUCAUUUUCACACUAUCAUCAUUUGACCCCUCAACGAUAUGACUCCUUCUAGCCAGUUGUAAAAUAUGACAAAAAUCCCCUAUAAAUUACCAAUUUUCAAUUUCUUUUAGUGUCGAUUUUAAAUGGUGCCUUCUAUAUUCCCUGACCACAUUUUAGCCGCAGUACUCUGCGUCUGGACGGAAGGCUGGGACCGUGAAAAUCCAGGUCAGGAGCCGCAGUGCGCAGGCGAGUCCCUCAGUGAGCCCGGCGCACAGUCCCCGACAAACCUUCAAGUCAUCCGACCAAGGCUAUUCAGAUGAUCGCGUACGCUCGCAACGGACCAUUGUUCCGACGACGACGGCGUUAAAUCGAACACAGUCAUCACCACCGAGGACCGACAGGGCCCGAUUUGUCUCAUCCAAUGUAGAUGAGCUUCAGGUAGAUACCAACCACGCAGUCAAAUUACACUUCUUUUUUCACUCCCAGUACACAUCUUAUCUUCUUCAUUGGCUAGUCUCCUAGGGAAAUGUGUUUUGCAAACCAAAACGUUGAGCAUUGUUAGUCAUAAGGAAGGUGAGACCGUUGUCACUCUCGGCCCUUAAUAAUCUGCGAUUGGGAAAAAUCCUUGGGCGCAACGUUUUUUUUCUGAUAUUCUGAGAAGUAUAUUUGUCGACGUCCGUUGGCUAUGUAGUAGAUCAUGGUGCAGUACCUGACCUAUCUCAUGAACUGCUAAUCAAAAUUCUCAACGGUGUUUUCGACCACAAAGGGUCACUUAACUGGGGCUGUAAAAUAGAGCAUUGUGCAAUACAAUCCCCUGAUAUCACAAGCGGGUCAGACUGCCGGCUUCGAAUGAGCUUCUCUCUGGCCACCUGUAUGAAUCAAAUUCAUAAAAAGCGAUUAUUUCAAUAGCAAGAAUUUUCCCGGUGAUUUGCGAUUCCAUAAUACACUCAAACAUAUUUAUAAGAAAAACAUGUACGAAAACGUUUCUCUCAGUUUUGUUCUUUAAAAUGGGUAUCUUUAAAUUUUUAAAAGCUUUUCAAUUAACGAAUAAUUAUGGACCGGACCUGCAGCUACACUUGCGCUUAGGGUAGGAAAACUACUUGCUGUAUGCUUUCUGUGUAAAGAAGAUCGUGAAUUUCGCUGAGCCACUGAGAAGAGUUCAUGUAUAGAUCAUAACAUUUCGCAGCGAAUGCAGACUAUGUUGUAAACUAUAUAAGCAGCGAACAGAUAUGCUUCUGCGUGAAUGAACAUUUCACGGUUUUAUAAAAUAUCAUAAUAGGAGCCAUUUUAAACCGAAAUCUACACUUUAUUCAAGCAUAAGCACAUGGCGUCAAAUGCGUAAAAUAACGAACGUAUUUUUGCACGUUUACUCUAAAAUUUACUUAAGGUUAUAAAGGCAACAAAGAUCAAUGGGAACAAGUCGUGUCGAAUAAGUAAUCAGUUUUCGUUGAAAGUGAUUCUUGCAGGUUCAUUCUAAAGUCGACAUCCUGGUCUGACUUAAGAUGAUGUUCCACAAACACUAAUCGUACAAUCACGCCUGCAUAAACCGUUAUAAUCGAAAAGACAUUCCGGAAAUUCGGCUAACAUUUCGUGAGUCAGAUGCAGUAUGAUUCCUAGGACUACUGUUUGCGCAGGUGUGUUUACACUAAAUUUACAGAAAACUGGCCUUAAAUUGGCGAAUGUCUCCUCUUUGGUUAACAAUUAGUCCGAAUGAACUACCAAUUCAAAGCACUAUAGGAAAGGAUAUAAUCAAGUCUGAGGUGGAAUAAGGAAAGGUCCAUGAGUAAGUUGAAAGUAGCUCAAUCUGGAGGAGCUCCAAAGAACCAUAUAACGGCCACUGAUGUAUUUCAGAACAUAACCAUUUGUUAAAGCUUUGGAAGAAUUUAUAGUCUCGGGAAAAGUUUGUGAUCUCGAAAGAGGAGCAUUCGGCGGACUAGUGAAGGAUUCAGAGACAGAGAGAAGACUAAUAUCCGAAUUUUAAGGAGUACGUAGAGAGCAAACAUUUGCUUUCGAUUUUAGACAAGCCUGUUGCAUUUCAGGGUGAAGAAGAGGAUUUUCAGACGCUUCCCUCGGUGCGAGAGAUCAUUCGUCAGGUUGAGGAGAUGACACAGAAGAACUGUAACAGCGCAAGCCUACCCCGACAGCCUGGCCACUCAGCCAACGUCGUCACCGUAGGCAACUCUCAGCCGUCGCCCUCCGGCCACAAGUCACGAGCCUGCGAUCGAACUACGACACAAUACGAACCUCAAGACAGUGUUCAACGGCGUUCGUUUUCCCAGUCCUACCUCCAGUCGGGACGUCAGGCUGCUUCCGAUGCGAUGAAUGCGUGCCAGUAUUCGCACAUGAACGCGCAGAAUGAUGACUACGAUAAUCCAACCGUCCCCAAUCCCGUAAGUGAAGCUUUGUCAACUCGAUAAGUUAAGAAACUACGGGCGUUUUUGUGUAGGCGUGUGUAAGACGACUAAAAAUAAGGUGGUUGUGGCAAAUAUUUGUUUCAGGAGAGGAAUCGACUGUGACUUAUGAAUACGUUAAAUCGGAUCGGCUGCUAAUCGACAUCUAGGCAGAACAGGGCGUUUUACUUAUCCAACUGGGAGUGAAUAUUAGUCGCACAACCAGCGCUGACAUCACGCUGCCCAAUUACCAUUGUUAUUAAGAGUUUUAUUGGAUUUCUAACAAAAUUGGCUGAGUUAAAUUCCUUCAAAAUAACGGAAUAAGGCUUUAUGCAUGACUCAAACUAAAUUCAAAAAUUGUAGACUUUGCUGAUCUAGUUUACUUCAAAAAAAUUGAAGUAAACUUUUUUGACCUGCUCGGGAUAGAAAAAUAUUCAUUUUUCCGUAUCAAAGAUACUUGCACGUCGUGUAUAAAGUAGGGGUAUUAAAGCUCUUACUUCACGAAAAUUAUUAGAUGCUGAUUUGACGCGCUGACUAUGGGAGUUAUUCUUAAAACACAUUUGAUGCUCACGCUGUUUCAAAACUACGUUGAAUCAUAGUGCGACUUUCUCGGCACGACGAGUGCCACAGACUGAACACUGUUAUUUAGUAUAAAAUGCCUCUCAUGGAGGCAACGGUAGGAUGAAGGACCGCAACUACCUGUCGGGACUGGUGGUAAUGAGGGUCUCACGAGUGGGACAGCACGUUGAGCCGUGAACUGAUAGUGUAUUGGCGAGUAAAGAUGCUUGCAAGCCCUAUCAGAGUCGAAAUUCACUAUCAGGAGCCUUCAGGCAUCUCCCUGGGCAAGGCAGAUGACAACGUUAGUCGGGACCCAUUUCAGCUUGCUGACGUUUCUUUUCCUCUUUGUUGUUAGUGGGAUGACUACUGAUCAGUGUACUGAUGAGUGUAGACGCCUGCGGGCCCUAUUAAAGACGAGCGAUCGUGUUCCAACGAUUAUUCCUUCGCCUACAGGCGUCUUUCUGGCCUGUAGACACGUGCGAAAUGAGGUGCGUCGCAGUCUUCUGGUCAGACAGUUGGAUAUGUCAUAGUUUGUGGAUUCGUGGAGUCUGUGUCCAAAGGGGAGUACUUUGUUUACUUAAUCAGUCGCAACGUGGAAUGAUCCCAGCAAGCAGAAGACUCUACCACUACACAGGCCAAGCAGGACGACGCCUCAGCUCACGAAUACUUGACCACAAACGGGCCGUUCGUAGAGGCGACUCACUAUCUCAAGUCGCCACUCACAUGCUGGAGGGAGGCCAUGAGUUCGACUUCGCCAACACGCGGAUAUUGGCGUGAGCCGGCAACAAGACGGGGCGAGAACUGUUGGCAGUGUGGAUGUCGGACACCAAAUCUAUCACUGGACACAUUGAUUUGCCUGCGUGUUAUCACGCGCUCCGCCCUCGCAGCCAAGUGGCGCAGCUCACAUCGCCGCGAAGUACAAACGCCGUCAGCACGCCGGGAGACCAGUGUGGGCCAGACAGCACAAACCAGAUCUAGCCACGGACGUAAUUCCCCCUCCCCCUCACGGCACAACGGCAUAGAUGUUCCCACGUUACUGCACUCUAGCAUUCUCUGAUGAUGAACUCCUAUUCGAGUUCGAAGGCUAAGACCAAUAAAGCUACCGCCCUAGUGAUCGUGCCUUCGUCUUCUUUUAAACUCUGGAAAGUAUUACCGCCAAGCCCGUAUGACACGAUCCACAGGCUACCGACAGCUAGUUGGGGUCUUUUAGCCUACUGUUGCCCUCAUGGAUUCAUCUGUAUCAAAAAAAUAUUAAAUCAACGGAAUCGUUUGCAGAUACUCGGAACCAUGACAGAAAGUGAAGUUUUACUCGAUUUUUUCCUUUCUUCAUUUAUCUCGAUGCCUUCGAGUGUCAACUUCACGUCUACUUGCUAGAAUAUAUAUCCAUGUGCCUCUGGAAACGCCUUUUUUGCAUAAUCAACAACGUUCUGCAUAGGAAGUUACCUACGCAAUUAGAAUAUACUGGAGAUGCUACGUUUAUUUGCAAAAAUUAUAGAGAUUCCGGGAACGACUGUAUCUGUUAUCCAUUUGCCUGCAUCGGGAUCUUACAACAACAAACUAAGAAGAGUUUUAAGCGGCUUUCCUUGCUUCCUGACCUCGUCCUCAGCCAAACGUUUACCUAUCAAUGCGCCCUUGAGAUUCAUCCUCUACCUUGGCCUCUCUUAUCUGCUUGCCUGAACUCCUACGAUUUACCAACAUUGUACUGAUCUGUCUACACUAAUCCCUCUGGUCAUUACGACGGAUUAACAAACAUAAAUUAUUCCGAAUUUGUUAACUGAUUUGUGGAAUGUGAGUUCGCGUUUGCCAAAAAGGGGUCCGGCAAAUAAAAGGAAAAGGGGGCGUCACUGAUGGGGCAACAGCUCAGGUAUCUGGCGUGUAGUAACUACCACAAAACAGACCACGUUUCAUCCAGGGAUAGAGGGGUAUGGGGAGUCUAUUGUGUGCAGAACCUUGUGUGCUGCAUUACUUAGCGGUGCGCGUUCGCUGAGGCCUGCAUGCCCUCCGAUCCAGCAAAACAGUCACAACAAAGGAACUUUCUGACGUCGAUUACUUUGUUCAAGCCUGGACACCUGGUAUUGGCCGUUCUGGCCACUGCGUCCAUGCUGCAUUCCCCCUAGAUGAUGAUCGUGACUAAACUGCCAACCAUAGAUGGGGGCUGACUUGAAUGUGGGAUGGCAACAAAGGUGACGCAGAUAAAAUCUCCCAGUUUUUUCAAUAUUCCAACGCAUUGACUAGCAAAACAUUCGGUAAAAUGUCAAGCAGGUCGACCUGCUGUCCCUCCGUGCCCACCUCCCCCUGAAAUGUGGCCAUCGCCAGCGCUACCAACCUCUUAACCCAAAGGACUGCCAUUUCUUCUUGCACAUUCAUAGAUGUUUUGAAAGAUUGUGAAUAAGUCAUAUUGACCUAACUGUGAAAACCUCGGCGCCUCGGUGGGAUUCGAACCCACGCAGUAAGGGGGAAGGCUUUAGUACAGCCAACGCUCUAACCACCUGAGCUACGAGGCCCUGCCGGACGACGCGCGUUUAAUCACAUUUGGGUCAAGUUACCCGCCCAACCUACUGCAACGUCUAGAAUCCACCAAAUCGGAUACAGUAAGUUGACUGUCCAAGCAGGACAGGCAGACCAGGCGGGGCCUCAUAGCUCAGGUAGUUAGAGCGCUGGCUGUACUAAAGCCUUCCCCUUGCUAUCGUGGCUUCGAAUCCCACCAAGACGCCGAGUUUUCCACAGUUGGGUCAAUCUGAAUUCUUUCAUAAUGUCAAGAAAAUUAACCCCACGUCAUUCCCCUUUUCACUAAAUUACCGCUUGUUCUCUCAACCAUCCAAAGAGUCGCACCAAGCUGCGUAGUCUCGAUUGCGGAUGGCUGAAACGUUAUAUUUACUUUUGCUGGCUUCUACAGUCUUAACAUCUUGCUAUGUACACAUUCAGCGGUUUCGACUUCUUUCACUUUGCACAGCCCAAUUCCAGUUUCCUUCCUCGGAGGGCCGACAGCACCGUGGAACAGGAUUCCCGCUUGUUGUCUGCGAAUGCUGUAAGCGCAUAUGCGCGCAUGCUGCACACCUUUGCCCCUUCUGGGGGCGCGAACGUUCAGCAUGAGUUCGUUACCAGCUCUAUCUGCCCUACGAAUGCACUUGUAAUUGCAAUGUUUGCUCACCUACUUUUCAUCCCCUCUGCUCAUUUACCUGUUUUUGUGAAAGUUUCUCUGACGUUAAUUGCUCAGAAAUAGAACACGCACUUCGUAAGGCAUAUGCAAAUUUGCCCGCUGCUCUGGAAACACCACCUAGCUCUCCCGACAAAGUAGUGGGACCUGAGUCUAAGACAAUGAUUAAAAUUAGGACCUAAUCCGUCUGUUCGGGACCAUUAUAGCUUUCAUACUGCGAAUCAAACGCCAAAUGUUGUCAUUCAUAGUGCCUGCAAGGUGUUCGCAGUUAGUAGCUGUCAUAUUGACAUAAAGCGUCCUACUCCGCCCACGGAGGUCGAUGGCUUUCUUCUUCAGCAAAAAGCCGAUUUGUGCAAGGAUUGGACUGGGGCUAGGAGAUGUUACACAAUAUAGUACUCACGCCCUCUAUUCCCAACUCCAUCGCACUGGAACUGUCUCAGUGAAUUACUGCUCUCUGUACUUUGGAUAAGAAAAUGUUCGCCUUCGCGACCGUCAGAAAUCCUGCUUUUACAUCGUCUGGACUGAGCGAAUCUGAGAGGAAGCAUUUUCAGAACAGUCCCCGAAUCAAAUUGCAAACACCGUGCCGCAGUCGUUGCACAUAACGCAGAAUCGCGAAGUCACAGAUGAAGGCCGGGUGCCCAAAGAAACUAAAUUAAAACCGCGGAAGAGUACGCGCACGUGUCUGGAUUAUCCAUGAUACUUUCUAUGGAGCCGAGUCUCUAAAUUGAGUCAGAAAUCUACAAUGGUGAAAACACUCACUCAUAAGACAUACCCUCGCAUGCUCACUGCAGCCCGAACCUCGUCAAACAAGGUAGCACCUCAUGGAGUCCGAUGAGGGACACUAAUUUUUUGUAAACCUGAUUUAUACUAAAAACCUGUCGCAGCAUUCGCCGCAAUUUCACAAAUUUAAUCUGGCUUACCUAGAAGACCUAAACUAUGAUGGCGGAGGUUGAGAUGUAUCUUUUGAAACUUGGCCAACAACUGCCUUCAUGGGAAAGCCAAUUCCAUUUUCAUAUUAUUCAUCAGUCACAACUGCCGAACACAGGCUGAAACAUCCAUCCAAUAUCUGCAUGCUUUUGUAGAUGAGAUUCUCACCUACCAUGUAGGUUGGCAGCCCACAGGUUGUCCGCCCACAUUCCGAACGAAGAACUGCCGGUAGGCCUGAGUCAGUGGAAUCAUUUGUUCCCUGGGUUGAAAACUAUCAGAGUCGUGUCCUCUAAGGCGCCGUAAUACUCUAACCUCUGUGAUUCAGCCAGAAGUUGAAGUAAGUAGACAAAACAAAGGCUUAGACUUUAAAAUAUGUGACUGCGCAAGAACUGUCGUGAACUUCACCCCAUAAGCACAAGAAACUAAUCCAUUUGAGCACGGCUAACACCACAUCUAGAAGGAAGUUUUGCAAGCCGAGGCUUGGCUGUAACUAAUAACCAGUCAAUCACACUAGCUGUCUGUCAGUCAAGAAACAAAUGUUAUGCAAGUCUCCCACUGACAAGAUGUGGUUGCAGGCAAGGAAGGCGUCGUCAUAUGCGUCUAGUGCGUCUGUUCUAAUAUGCAUGUGCAAAUCAGAGCAAUUUUCACAUUUUAUCACAGUUUGUUCAUGCACAGUCAAAGCGGCCAAAAGGUCACAGUUUUUUGCUACCAGCAGUUUUCAUGCAUUACACUACAAUAUUAAGUUCGAUAAAAUAAAAGGUUACAAACAGUGCAAAAGAAGACUUGAAUUGCCAUUUAUGGUUUGUUCCUCAAAAUCGGAAAUUCGACCUGUUCUUGUAAGCUGAAAAUGGAAAAUUUUUAAUUUAGCCGCCUCAUCAUGUGAGUUACGGGUCCGUGUCCUCUUGACCGAAAUGGGACAUAUUCAGAGUCACAUGCAAGUGAUGUGCACUGUUCUAUUUGGCUUGAGGAAUCAAAUACGAGCCAUUACGCGUAUCAUCUUAGCGUCAGUCUGCGAUUGGAGUAUGCCGGUAUGAUGACGAAACAUAAACCGGAAAUGCUCAUCCCAUACUCUGUUUUCUCUGUCAGUAGAGCUACUUGGUGAAACAGCGUUUGCUGCUGUGUGCCCUCUCUAAGACUUCAAAUAGAAAUUCACUUGUUUUCCUUCCCGCGAUCCGAGUAUAUCUGCGAACGCACACCUAUGGCACACAAAAACUUGGCCCAUCACCGCAACUUUCUCCGCCAUAGAUGACCGGCAUGGCGUGUAAUGAGCCAUGGUCAACAACACACAAUCGUAAUAAUUCAAUAGGCAGCAUGGGAUCAAUUAGGCUGUUUUUUACAUUGUUCGAAACAAUUUGCGUUUUAUGUGCACAAAGCAUGCCGGUUGCAGUUGCAUUCUUCUGCAGGUCCCGCUCGUCUGAGUCUUGUGCAUGAACUAUCCGUCGCCAAAUCGGCUGACAAUGAAGUCAACGACUUUCUGUUCGCAGACUCCUUUUGGUGCAAGAAAGGCUGAUCUGCUCAGCAAUCUACCUCUAGACUACCAGAAGGUAGGUAUUGUUGAUGAAGCUACCGUUCAAUGUAUAUAUAAUAAAAACACAGGCUCUAAUUCCAAUAUGUCGACCUCUUGAACUUCGUGACUUCCUGUAAGACGCCUGCAUACGAAGAGCAUCUCACUUUACAAACCUAAAAGUGUCACUACAAGUUACUGUACUCGCUCUCUCAUAGUCAGAAAGGUGUCAAUUAAUUUCGCAACAGAACGGUCGUGUUCUUCAUUUAGGUAAAGGGGGCACAAAUCCCCCAGGGGUAAGUUGAAAACUAUUAAGAUUUUUCCGUCAGUGACAAGAAAUCGGAAACACUUGCGAGGCCAUAGAGAGAAAGACGGUUUCUGCGACUCCUUAAGCCGUUCUGUAGGUCAGUUCACGCGGGCAGCAGAUAGAUAUGUCAAUACACCGCGGGCUUUUGCUUGAUUUGCUCUUUAUUUUUGGCCGACAAGUGAUCACUCCUUCCCACCAAAGCUAUUUUAUUUCCUGUUGGGCUUAAAAUAACCCGCAGUUUAUGACUAAGAAGUACCGUAGCUCACGCAUCCAGGUUCAGUUAUGGGGACAUCAAAAUCAAAUAAAUUUCCUAUGUGCAUAAUCCCCCACCAGAGCAUGCCCCUCGACUGGGACGGGCAGAGUGUCCAUUUUGUUUGUUUUUCUGUCAGACGAACGCAGUAAAAAGACCAAAUAAUUUAAGAAAUGUUUUGAAUAUUCACAUUCCCUUAACCCAUAUGAAAAUGUAUGCUCUGUUCAUCUAUCUGAGAGUGAAGUUUUUAUUGCAACAAAGGCGAAUUUAUCGUAUGUUCCAAAAAUACGUCACCAGCUUUUCUCUACAACUUUCCUAUUUCGCGGGGAAAACAUGGAAUCAGUGAGAGCUGUGAGGGGCAGGAAGUUCAGCUGGCCCUCUGAAACUGCGAGAAGAGGCAACUUUCCGUUUAUCUGACGCUUUCAACCAAAUAGUUUGUUUCGAUGCAGUGACAAACCCACUGCUGAUCGGCAUAAAAUUCAAGGGACGCGGACGCCAAGGAACCACGAUAUCGAACAACCUCCGCAGAUGCCAAAUCGCCCCCGAUCAAUGCGAUUAUUUGUAAGGCUGAGGCAGCGGAAGGAGAAAGUUGAUUAGUUCAAGAUCGUUUUGCUCGACAAGUCGUUCGAAUUCCUGUUCGAUUUUGCGCCUUAACACUGGGAGCCGACCAAACUUUCCAAAACCAGAGCAGUUUAAUUAUUUUGUCCCGGUGAUAAAUUUCUCCUCAAAUUAACAUCAUUUGUUUGGACAGCCAAAUUGCUCCGGCUCGCAAAAUUGCCUUACUUGAAUUACUUUUUGGUUUUUGUUGGGCCCUUUCGCUCUCUCAUCGAAUAAUAUAUUGAAUCAGACGUCUUCCAGAAAUCUGACAACAAUUUAUCAGGCUACUCGCGACUUGGCUGGUUUUAUUCACUUUGAAAACUGCCUCGGAUUUUAGAUUUGAAACUCUUGAUGUGUAGGAAUCCUUGUUUGCUAAUAAUUAACCUUUUUUCGACACUUUGGUUCACCAUAGCUGCGCGAAGCUUUCCUUGAACAACGACGGGAGAUCCAACGGCUGCGCAAGGAGUUAGCUGAAAAAACUCGACUGAUAGCGGACCUCCAACGAGACAUCCGUCUUUAUGAGCCGUGGCGCUGA
This is a messenger RNA of Spirometra erinaceieuropaei, 53140 nucleotides long. NCBI's taxonomy places the organism in Eukaryota, Metazoa, Platyhelminthes, Cestoda, Diphyllobothriidea, Diphyllobothriidae. The record is from the annotation of a GenBank genome assembly.